Molecule: messenger RNA, 55625 nt
Organism: Podarcis lilfordi (Lilford's wall lizard)
Lineage: Eukaryota; Metazoa; Chordata; Lepidosauria; Squamata; Lacertidae
Source: the annotation of a GenBank genome assembly
CAGGCCCGCCCCUUGCCGGCCGGGAGAGGCGAGGAAGGGCGGGCAGAGGGAGGGACGGACGGACGGAAGCCGCCGGGCUCGGGCCGCCGGUGGCCCUUUGGGCUAGGAGGAGCCUGGCGGGCCGGGCCAAGAGAAUGGGAGUGAGCUUGGAGGGCGGCGGAGGCGGCGGCGGCGGCAGGAGGAGGAGCAGCCCAGGUAGAGACGGCGGGCUGGAGGGGACGAGCCGGAGAGCGGGGAGGAGGAGAAGGAGGUCCGCCGGCAUGUCCUGCGGAUGGGAGGGCCGCGAGACCUGCACGAGCUGGAGGCGCUCUGCGCUUCCCAUUCCCUGCCCCUUUCUUCUGGCGCCUGCCAGGACACAGUCGCACCUUCCGCAGCCGGCAGAAGCGGUCGCUAAUCCUGCACCGCUCGCCCUUCACCUGCCUCCCCCCGUAUAGCCAAAGAAAUCCCUCUCGCCAGAGACUGCGGGCAGCUCCGUGCGCAAGAGCAGACAGACAAUAAACAAGCCCUUCCCCUCGCGCGCGCGCCCCCUCUCCUCUCCAGCCUUGACUAUGACGACAUCGCCAAAUGCGCGCAGGGAAGCCCCCGCAGCGCGCGCCGCCCCAGUCGCGAGGUUUCUCAUUUGGAGUUCCGCGAGGGUUCCAGAACGCCCCGCUCCGAUCCCGCGGCUGAGAAAGGGCUCCAGAACGCGCUGGGGGAAAAGGAUGAGGAGCGUGGGAGUUUCCCAGCAUGCACCCCUCCUCCUCCUCCUGCACUGUGUUGUCUUGGUUCCCAGCCUCCCUUGCACACAGGUGGUUCUGUGGAGACCUGCCAUUCUGGGCAAGCUGGAUGAAACAGAAAUUGCCGCCCCCUCCAGUACAAAGUGCUUUUUUUUGGACGGCAGCCCCAUAUAAUAAAUUGGCCUGUGAGAAAGGCCUACUGAGCUGGGUAGGGUUUGCUUCUGUGGCGCUGUGGGUUAAACCACAGAGCCUAGGACUUGCCGAUCCGAAGGUUGACGGUUCAAAUCCCCGUGAUGGGGUGAGCUCCCGUUACUUGGUUCCUGCUCCUCCCAACAUAGCAGUAUGAAAGCAUGUCAAAGUGCAAGUAGAUAAAUAGGUACCGCCCUGGCGGGAAGGUAAAUGAGUUUGAAAACAGGAGCAAAGGUUUCCCCAAGUGUCACCUAGACUUUAAGAGAAGUAAUGGAUCCUCGUUAUUUUUAAAGAACCAACAGCUCAUGGUUAUGCUGGUGGAGGGGUUUUUUGGAGGAGGGCCUGGUGGCAGUGCCGGAUUUACGUAUGAGCUAAACAAGCUAUAGCUUAGGGCCCCACUCUCUUGGGGACCCCAAAAAAAUUUAAAGGAAAAAAUAAACUGGAUGUACAUUUGCAAAAUAUAAGAUAAAAAACAAAUAAAAUAAAACCUACAUACAGCAACAGUGUUUUGUGUUGUGUAGGCUCCUAUGAUGUAAGUAAUGGGCCGCGCCUGCUAACCUGCUCCGUAAAAUAUCACUGGUUUGCUCAUUUCUAUAUACAGUGGUACCUCGGGUUACAUACGCUUCAGGUUACAUACGCUUCAGGUUACAGACUCUGCUAACCCAGAAAUAGUACCUUGGGUUAAGAACUUUGCUUCAGGAUGAGAACAGAAAUUGUGCUCCUGCGGUGUGGCAGCAGCGGGAGGCCCCAUUAGCUAAAGUGGUGCUUCAGGUUAAGAACAGUUUCAGUUUAAGAACGGAUCUCCGGAACAAAUUAAGUACAUAACCAGAGGUACCACUGUAUAGGGUGCCUACAUUCUGCAUGGACUGGUCCAUAAAUUAUCAUAUAGCAUAUAUUCAACACAAAAAAUAGUGACAAUUUGUUGUUGACAAAGGACAGCUGGACAUAUAAAGGGCCCCAUUACCUUCAGUAGCUUAGGGCCUCAUCAAACCUAAAUCGGGCCCUGCCUGGUGGCUAUAUUAUUUCCAACUUUUUCUCCUUUUUAUAUUGCUCUGUUGCUCUCUGGUCCUGCUUACUGGCUUCCCAUAGGAAUUGUGUCAACCAGGAAGAAUGCUGGACUAGAAAGGCCUGUGGUCUGAUCCACAGCAUGGCUUUUUAAUGUUUUACACGGGUUCUGUUGUUACAUGCCUGGGGUAUUUAUAUUGAAAGAUGGUUUUGAAAUGAUUUUAGAGAAAUAUCCCCACGCUGUAGGGUAUUAAUUCAACCGAAGUAUAUAUGCAGUCAUAAUUGAUUUUAGUUGGAAGACUGACACUCAUAAACCCUUUGUUGUUUCAACUGGGGUGAUUUUUCUCCAUGAAUGUUCUCCAUCUUCUUCCAUCUUCUCAUUGAGGAAUCCCUUUUUCAGCUUUCAAGGCUUACUGGUACAAAGCUUAAAAUCCAUUGGGUUAAGACAGACGGUGCAUGAUGUCAGCUCAGUUGGAAUAUAUCUAAGGAUUCCAACCUUAGGAACAAAGUUGCUGAAGUGUAGUUAAUUUUUCCCUGGGAUCAGUUUAACUUAUGCAGCAAUCAAAACAGUUCAGCACUGAAAGAAGCACUAACUUUUUUUGCAUUAUUGACAGACCAGUGUUAUUUAUAACUAGACAUUAAUGCAACUGCUCUAAAACAGCUUUAUUAUUCAAAGCUGGUGGUUUGCACUGAGCUGUUUAUCUCCCAAUGCCUUUGCUUGCCAAAGGUUGAAGCAGUAAUAAAAUAACAUCUGUAACACAGAAACGUGAUUUUACUUGUGGCAAAUAAGACGUAAUUUACUUACAGACUGAUUACUGAGAUAUUUAUGUUGUUUGAAUAGGAGCUAUGUGUGUUGUCCAAUUGUAAAAGAAAAAAACUGAAAUAUUUAGAUUAGUUUUUAAAUGUACUGGCCAUUUUUUCAAUAACAUAUUGCUCAAAAAAAGACGUGCAAUAAUAAAACAACAAUAAAACUACUGUUAAAAACAAACAUACUAUUACAAAUUACCAGGUCAUAGCCAUGCAGAGCGGAGCAAACCAAACCAAACCAAUAAAAUUAAAUCCUGUUGCCAACAUAAAUAAAGAUGUAUUUAUGAGGCAUCUAAAGAACACAGGAAGCUGGAUUAGACUGAGUCAAACCAUUGGUUCACCUAUGUCAGUAUCUGAACACCAGGUGGUGGAAUCUUUUUCCAUCCAAAGGCUGCAUUCCCUUAUGGGCAACCAGUGGGGGCCAUGUGCCAAUACUGAUCAGGGCCAGAGGCAAAAGUGGAUGGAGCGAUGUAAUUUUUAUUUUUGCAUAACAGACUAGUUUCUGCACAGACUUGCACAUACCUCUCUGUUCUCCAUUCAUGUACACAGGAACCACUAUCAGUGUGAGGAAUCUGAUAUAGUUUGGAGAGGGCACUAGGCUGGUCCAAAAGAACUUUUUUGGCUGUUCCUUUAACCACUUCCUUUUCUCAUCUGCCUCCCUGGUUUGCUUCCUACUCUAUUCUACAGCUUGUUAAGCCCAGCGGUCUUCUUUCACCUUAUGGACUGCAUUAAUGGCUUUGGCUCCUUGCCUGUACUGUCAGUUCAAUUCCUGCCACCUCUGCUCAGACCACCUUUAAAGCCUUCUGAACCACCAUAAUCUAGUGCUGCAAGGACUCGGGGUCAUAUAUUUCCAUUUUAGAAAAUGUUGCCAAAAUUGUCUUGCAAGGUACCUAAGAGUGGCAGUAUAGAGAAGCAGCCUCUGUUGAGAAGUAACCUCUGUGUUGACUUUCAUCCAGAUCCUCAUAGACUAUGUGCUACCAAAGCCUGCACCAGUUUAGCCCUCUGAGUGUCCGACUGCCCAGUUGCAUCGUUAAUUCCACCUUGUGUUCAGUGGAGACUGGUCUGCGCUGAAGAACAAGCAUGCACUCUGUGACCUUUAGCAAAUUCGUUUAAUUGAAGCUAAUAAAACCGUCUCCAGAGCAAUAGACUACUAGAUGAACUUUGCUGUAUCUGCCUGCUCUACAGUUCUAACUUCCCAAGUAGUUAAAAGUUAAGAGACUUACAGUAAUUCUAACAGAGACUGUGUUGCUGUCUACUGGACUUUUCUAGGUGUUAAAUGGAUGUACCCCACCCCACCAGAGUUUUUUCUUAGCCAACUUGGGGGGGGGGGACGACUGUAUGACUCCAUAUAAUCUCUAUAGAUUAAAAUGUUCAGCAAGUCCAACUAAGACAAAAUAAUGAAAUGAUGGUGGUUGCUCUUCUCCAAACAUGAUUAACCAAUGCAGAAUUCUAGGGACUCUAGAACUCCCCAAAACCUGGAGUGGGGUGGGGUAGCAGGUAGGCAGUGCCAGUUCCAGACUCCAGGAGCCCUUAGCAUAUUCCCAGCAAAGGGCCUCCCACCCAACUAGAGCAGGGCCCAGUGCUGUUUGUGGUAGCCGCAGUAGGACAUUCAUUAUAUCUAACCAAUAGAUGGAGCUGAGCUUGGCUCCUGUACAAAAGCAGCAUGACCACCUGCCACUUCCAAUCCCUAUUUGCAACCCCUCCCCAAGGUUCAGUGAUGAGCUCUCUUGUUUUCAGCAGCGUUGGUCUGGAACCAGUUUGUGGCAGAGUGACAGAAAAGGAGGCCCAGCUCACACUCUGGGUUUUGUUUUUUUGUUUUUAAACCAUUCUUCUUACUAAAGCAAGAAAUAACAUUUGUGAAUAUUUUUCGAAAGCUCACAUAUUUCAGCAAUCUGUUAGAAUUCAAUGAUAAGAAAAUGACAAUGAUAGCUGAAAUAGUUUUUAAAACUGUACUGCAGAUGGCUCGCUUCAUAUUUUAUGUCAGUUUGCUGCUUCAGAGGAACGGGAGAACGUGUAAUCCUCCAUGAUAAAAUGUAUUAGUAGUCUUUAUCUAUUUAAUGGAUUAUGAUAAAAAAAAUCCACAGCACAUGUGGCAGAAACUGAUACCUACCACAAUUAAGCAGACUCUUUCACAGUACAGUAUUCUAGCUUUAACAGUUCCGCUCGUUAAUUAUACGUAUGCAAGGGUUCAUUUUGAAUAUAGUAAUAUAAUUGUUUUGAAUGUAGUACAGUCAGUGAAUGGAGUUUGAUGGUAUGCAAGAAGUACGUGGAAGUUAGCCAUUGCACAUGAUUUAUUUAUUUUUUUAAAUGUUUGGUGGGUUAAAUCUUAGAAUGCACCAGAAUAUCACCCUAUACAGUGGUACCUCAGGUUAAGUACUUAAUUCGUUCCGGAGGUCCGUACUUAACCUGAAACUGUUCUUAACCUGAAGCACCACUUUAGCUAAUGGGGCCUCCCUCUGCCGUGCUGCUGGAGCACGAUUUCUGUUCUCAUCCUGAAGCAAAGUUCUUAACCUGAGGUACUAUUUCUGGGUUAGCAGAGUCUGUAACCUGAAGCGUAUGUAACCUGAAGCGUAUGUAACCUGAGGUACCACUGUACAUAGUUUACCAUGAACUUGUAUGUGGAGAAAGCAGUACUCCACAGGUUAAAUGCUGCAUCCUUUUAGCACAGCAAACUUGAAACUUGUGAUUCGUACUACCAAUUGAAACUUGUAAUUCUACUAAUUCCCCCUCCUUCUCCCUUCUUUUCCAUUUGUACUUGUGGAGAUCAGCAGAGCCCCUACUUGCAGGUUUUAGGAAUGCCAAAUAAUAUGGAAACACUUUCAGUCUCGACAAAAGACAUUUGCUUUACUGACCCCAGAAUUUGACCCCAGUUUAUUUUAUGAUCAGUUACGUAUUUCAGUUUCUGUAGCUUUAAGAGGAGUGGGAUUGAAGAAAUCCAGAAUAGCAACCACAAGCACACUAAGUGCCCAGGUUGCAAAGAUAAUUAUAUGUUUAAUUUUUAAUGUGGAAAAGCAGGGUGUAAAAGGGAAGGGAGAGGUAAUUUCAUAGUUCAUAUCUGACAUGACAUGCACAUAUUUUGUACUUGUUUACUGCAGCUGAGUACUAAAAAUAUAGUACAAGGCAACCCUUUCUCUUUUUGCCUUAGAAUCCAUAAUCCAUUUUGAUGGGAUACAUGUGGUCCUACUAAUUAUGUUAAUGAUUUGGAGCAGGAAAUAUUUCAAAAAAAGCAAAAAAUAGGUCUUUGCUACAGAAAUAAACUACACAGAUAUGAUUCUAGAAUGGAAUCUCACCCAGGACUCCAUCCGAAACCUCUGGGUAUAGGGCGGUAUAUAAAUUCAAUAAAUAAUAAUAAUAAUAAUAAUAAUAAUCUUUCAUGCCAACUCUCAGCCAAAGAAACUCGCAACACACUCUCGAAAACUCACAACAAUGGGGGUUCCAGGAACCUGCUGAUGCCUUGUUGCUCUCUAGGCUUUCUGUUAUGGGUAGACACCAAGUUUGGCAGAGCUAUAUUUUUUAGAUGUGUUUAUUAAGGUUUUUUAAAAAACAAACAAAAAACCAACCACAUACAAACAGACAAAAACAAAGAAAGAACAAGGACUGGGUGUAGACAUUGUUGUUGUUGUUUAGUCGUUUAGUCGUGUCCGACUGUUCGUGACCCCAUGGACCACAGCACACCAGGCACUCCUGUCUUCCACUGCCUCCCGCAGUUUGGUCAGACAUUAUUGCAGUUAAAAUAAAAUAAACAGAAGGUUCUGUACACUUUCACAGACAACAUAAUAAAAUAGAUUCAACAAAGGGACAUUUGGGAUAACAUAGAACUUGCCACAUAGAAGCAUAUGUUGUUGGGGGCCUAUGCAGCGCACUAUUUUUAUUUGUAAAGGAUGUCAAUGGAGACCACAUAACAUCUCUCUAAGAACCCUCGUGUGAUGAGUUCGAUGAUCAGACAAGGCAGUGCUCAUACCUUCUCAAACCAUCUGUUGCCAGAGGGACCCAAUGCAGACUUCUAAUAUUUGGCAAUUUAACUCCCCCCAAAAAACUUUUUCCCCACCCAAAAGGUUGAUAGAGCUUUGUGAGGCUGCCUGCCCACAGCUGGUUCCUGUUUAGCACUCAAUCAACACACCCAAUUCCAGGCUAUAGCAGAUUUAUUGGAUGAGUUUCCCAUAUGGUCCAAAGGAUAGCAAAUAAGACACUUGCCCACUCACAGUUCUUUCUCUGGCACCUGCACACCUCUCUUCUUCUGGCUGCUAAUUCCAAAUAUAGUUUGGAUUGAUGCACUUGCCUUCCCUUGCGUCCUCUCUUAUCACUUUCGAUUUUCCUGCAAACCAUAGUUUAUUAUUACUUCUAUAACUGCUACGAACCAAGGUUUACCCAGUUUGUAUGUCAUGCGAAAUCAAAUCUGGGAGAGAAUCGGAGUUUGCGAUGAUAGGAGGAAGCCAGUGAGCCCUAGGACUGUUCAUAUUAAACCAAGCAAUUGUCUGUUCAGGAUUCGGAUGUCAGGAUUCAGGAAUCCAUGUUUUUCUUUGUAUUUUUAUAUUUAUUAAAGUUUCCAAAAAUAUAAAAAUACAAAGAAAAAAGACAAAAGAAAGAAGAUAUUUAAAAACCUUACUUUCAUUCCCUACUUUCUGGGACUCCCCCUCCCCCAAUUGUAUUCCCCUUUCCUUAAUUUGGUUCUACAAGCUCUCACUCCCAAUUUAAAGCUUAAUUUGUUUAACCCACUAUCCAGAUUGAAUUGUACAAAUCUUACCACCGUCCCACAUCAUUAACAGAAAAAGAAAAAGAUUUUCCCCAAGAUCCACCCCAGUUCCUUCCACAAAUUCCCUUUUUUUUAAACACGUCCGAUCAAAGUAAAAUAACAUGCGUAAGUUAUGUAAAGAAAUAGAAAAUAAGAGAUAUAGAAAAAUUCAAAAAAUGGUUACACAGCCUUUGGAUUUCGGAUCUCCCCCCUUCCCGGUUUGAAUUCCCCAUGUCCAUCAGUCUAUACAUUAUCAGCUUGGAAGUCUCAUUUCAUGACCAGAUUUCUCCCGAUUCCAUCUUGCCGGUUUUCUUUUAGUUUAUUAAUUUAAAUAAUAUUUGACUUCAAAUGUCCAAUCUAACAAAGGCCUUUAAUUUCCUUGAUCUUUACCACUCCUCCCGUUGUUCUUUCCGUGUCGUAAUCAGUCCUUUAUUCUUCUUAUUCCUCACUUUCUCAGGUUUCUUGUCCUGUUCAGCUGCUAAAACUUUCUAAUUCAGAAAUCUAGUGUCUCUGCAGAGGUUUGUUAUUCAGGAACAAAAACUUACGUCCAGUCCCUUUCUUUCUUCAAUAAAAAUUCCAUUGUCUUCCUCUGUAGACAAAAUACUCUUUCAGUUUUGCAGCUUUCCCAGAAGAUAACAAAUCCUGUGCGAAUCCCAGGGUAUUUUUCCACUUACGACCGUUCUUGUAGUAUCCCGAAACCCCUCUAGGGGAUUGUAAUAACUUUGUAUCCUCUAAUCCAAAAGUCAAAUUGUUGCUUAUUUUCCAACAGUUUAUAUCCAUAUUAUAGCAAAUUGUAACAAAAUUUAACCAGCAAGGUCCUCAUAACAAAGUCCUCUUUAUAUUCUCCAGCUUUGACAGCCACUUUGACAGCUGUCAAAGUCUCCGUCUCUCUUCACCAGGCUCCACGAAUCGCCCCGGUUCCCAGGGGGGGGGUUGCAUUUUCUUCUCACCCUCCACUCUUCUCCUCCAGCACAUUUCUUAUAAUUUCCCAUCGUGAAAUUAAUGAUUUUUAUCAGAGACAUACUUCCCUUUGGACCUUGGUUACCCAGUCCUUGUUUUGGAAUGCUUACAAUAGGGGGAUUGACUUCCUUUUAAAUCGCCCCGCUCGUGCCAAAUCCAAAAUUUUGAACCCGGUUUCCCAAUUACUCACGGGUUGUUGUUAAUAGUCCAAAUUUUCAAUAGAAGAAGUCAGCGCUCUCCGUCGAAUGGCAUGCGGCUGCGCUCGGCAGGGAAAGCAGUGGACUCAAAGCACCACGCCACUCCCGGCACCCGAUCCGAAGCCUUUAAAAGGCUCCUUCACGAGUCGGGAGGGCGCUAAUGGUGCAAGCCGAGUCACCCAUGUCCACGGACUCCGUGCCCGUGGUUUUUAAGGGUCCCCGCGUCGCCGGCGCGGUAGGACCCAGCCCCUGCCGAGCAGACUCCCUCCGGAGCUCGGAGGGAGUCCGCCAUUCGGCGAUGGCGCUAACCCGGAAGUCCUCAGGAAUCCAUGUUUUUGAUGUCCCCUCCUGCCUCUGCAAAAUAUAGAAAGUGCCAUGGAAGACCCAGUAGUUCACGACAGAACUACUGUUACUGGGAUUUUGUAUUUUACCAGAACUCGGGGUGCAAAGUUUUGUUGCUCAGGAAAUGGACAUCUUCCAGUGAAUUGUCCGUUGCCACCGUGAUGUUUCAGCUCUAAAACUAUCAUCUUAGAUAGCUUGAAACUCAAAAGUAUAGUUACUAUAAUUAUGGUAAAAUGAAUAGGCACUGUAUAUUCAUUUCAAGAUGAAAGGAAAAAAUAUAUGACUUCAUUUUCAGUCCAAUCAUAGGCAGAGUUAAAUCCGCCUAAGUACAUUGAUAUAUAGGCUUAUGCAUUACUUUAAUGUAUGGUUGCACAGUUGAUUUAAUCAGUGAUUUACUAUUGAGAUUUUUUUUCUCUUCAGUUGAUGUAAUAUUAAAGUAAGUUCACCUCGUGUAUUUUGAUGACUUUCCUGCAAACUCAUGUUUUUCACAAUAGGUCAUCAUAAUGAACAUACUGACUUUUUAUGAGUUUUUUUUAAUUCUCUGUGCUGAAAGCUAUACUUCCACCCUAAUUGCAUUGUUUCUUUUUUAUAUCAGUGAUUGAAUACCAAGCUAUUCCCCGGUAUGGACCAGCAAGCCCAUUCAGGGGACAUUUAAGUACUAAAAGUAAUGGUAAGUAAUUUGCAUAAUGGGGUAAACAGCAACAUUUUUUAAGUGCAGUGGUACCUCGCAAGACGAAUGCCUUGUAAGACGAAAAAUUCGCUAGACGAAAGAGUUUUUCGUUUUUUGAGUUGCUUCGCAAAACGAAUUUCCCUAUGGGCUUGCUUCCCAAGACUUGCGAGUUUGUUUCCUUUUUCUUAAAACCGUUAAUACUGUACCAAGUUUGAAGCGGGAACUGGGCUGGCAGGGAGCGAGCGAGGGAGCGACCUACCUUUUCCAGUUUCAGCCUUGGGGAAGGAGAGCGUCUCGCUCCGCGAAUGAACGCAAGGCAAGAAAAGAGCGGGAGCAAAUCUCUUCCAAGCGCGAUCGCGAGCACGACAAUUAGUCCAGAGUUCCGAGCAGAGUAACCCGAUACGAGAGAGAGAGACUCCGGAUACAGAGCGUGUGCGUAAAGCGCACAAAAGAAAGACUGCAGAAGGAGCCAAAGAACAAAUAACAGACUUGGGCGCAACAGAAGCGGGAUCUAGCAGAACGACGCAGAGGGAUCCUCUUCUGGAGAGGGCACAGAGGAGGCAGGUGGGCUGGGAUCCAGCGGAUCUGGCUGGGUCUCUGCGCCGCCUCUGUCUCUCUCUCUCUCCCCCCCUCCCCACGUGGCUGCUCCAUUUUGCCCUAACUGCGCGAAGGCAGGAGGAGGGGGACCAAGGAGGAGGAGGAGGAGGCAUCCACUGCGCUUGGGCUGCCGCGAAGGCGCCUUUGCAGGGGUGGGAAGAAGCCGGGAGCAGCUGCCAAGACUGUGGGGAGCCCGGCGGUGUGGCGCAAGGUAACAGGGGGAGUAAGGGAGAGUCCGCGCUGGGCGCUUCGUGCGUCCGCCCUCAGUUCCUGGGCUCGAACUUCCUUUGGAAUCUCGUGGAGAGAGAGGGAGAGGAGCGGGCUGGGGCUUUGAUGUGGGACGCGGUUUGGUGGAGUGAAGACGCGGCAAGGCUUGGCGACAGAGGAAGGGGGGAUGUUUUCAUGGGGAGGUGGGAGGGGGUGUCUUUGCCUCUUCCCGGCAACAGAUCCUCCAGGCUGGGGAAACUCCUCCUGCUGGGGAGCGACCCGCUUUGUGCUUUGCCCGCUAUCCCAUUAUAAAAGGAGUACUGUAAUAAUGUUCAUAAUACAGUACCAGGGUGCAUCCGUGCUUCGCAAGACGAAAAAUCCGCAAGACAAAGAAACUCACAGAACAAAUUAAUUUCGUCUUGCGAGGCACCACUGUAUAGCUUUGCAUCGAAUUCUUGUUGUGUGGACUCUUAAAAUAUUUUACAUUAAAGCAUUGUGGUGAGAACUUAGUUUGGUUGAGACUAUACUAAUGAGUAAAAUCUGUCAUUGCACAGUGCACAUAUUUGGAGUGGGGGAGGCUUCGGGGGGUGGGGAGAAGAGAAAGGGGAAGUCUUUUUUGGUUGAUCAGAGCUGUUAAACAGAAACUGAAUACUGAUACUCAAUGCAAGAAUAUCAGCUGACCCAAAGUUUUUAGUCUUUGCAUUGUCUUGGUUUUAACCAAUUCAAUAAAUAAUACAUCUCAGUGUAGAAGACUGUUGCUGAAGCUUGGCUUAGAUAUCUUGGGAAAAACACAAAUAUAUUUAUUUCAGAGGUGGUUGAUUUUUGGUGGGGGGGGGGCGGGUUUAGGGCAAGGGCCACAUUGAUCCUUGGUCAGUCCUUGUCAGAACUGGCAUGGCCAAAAUAAGGAAACAUUUUAGGAUUCUUGGGCAUCACCAAAAACUUUUGACAUCACAGUGGGGUACCUAUGGAAACAAUCAGGGGGGUGAAAAUAAAAAGAAUUAUAAAUUUAAAUAAUGCUGAUGGGGGGGCUUGGGAGGCCACAAAAAUCUUUUGGCACCAUGGCAGUACAGCGGGGGACUUAUCGGAGCAGUAAAAACAAACUUUUAAAAGGCCUUUUAAGGGUAUCUUGGGGGUCACAAAAUCCUCUUAGAGGAUGUAUUUAUUCAACAGGUUGUGGGUUAGCAACCCCUUAUUUGUUUCAAGUAAUGGAUACAAUUUAGGUACAACACUACCUCAAAUAUGGAGCCAUUUUUCUUAAGAGCUUGUGCUGUUUAAAACCCGGUUAGAAUCUACAUACUUGUUUUAUAUAUAAUUUGUUAUUUGCCUCACCAGAUAGUUGAUCAGUCCUUUCAGUCCUGAUAGGCUUGAAGUCUGCUGCCAGGGCCUUCAGGCUUCAGUCCUUAAACUACUUGCUCCAAAGUAGUCAUGUUGACUUCAUAAUGGGGCUAUUCUGGAGUAGCUGUUUUUGAGGAUCUCAUCCUAGUUUCACAUGCAGGGAUAUGUUUUGCUGCUUUGGCUGUUAAACGGUAAACCUUACAUCUCAGAAGCAUCACUGAAAUGGCUCUGUGGUGAGUGAUUUGCUUGUUCAUGGCUUCAUAACUGAAGACAGGUAUUCUGAUGUAAGUGUUGAUUUUACCCUUAGCUUUUCAGUAUGUCCAUGUGUCACCCCUGACACCAUGUGUUAGCCAUUUGAGUACAAAGUGUCCUCCUGCGAUUUGCCACGGCAAGACAUGGGACCUUACUAGUCAGCAAAUAAAAAGAAAACAAAUGUUGUAAAUGGUCUGAAAACGGGUGGAAACUGCACAGAUGGAAGCCAUCAGGUUUGGUGGCAUUUGAGUGUGCCUGUUGCUGGUUCCACAAACAAUGAGGAAUAAUGGAUUGUCAGUAAAUGUGCACUUACUUACCACUUGGAAUCUGAGGUCCAAAUAAGUGCAGCUCUGGCUGACAUGUGCAAAAAAUAUAUAAAAAAAUAUUAACAGCUCUGAGAGGAGUGUCACUCUGUUUAAGCACAUAGUAAGGAAUACAUGUGUUGAAUAGUUUGGCUAAUUAAGGCUCGUUAUGUUCAGGGCCCUAAAAAGAGCUUCGAUUUAUUUAAAUACUCUGUUUAUUAAAGCAGGAAUAUUAGCUGAAUGAGAUAUUUAAAAUAUUGCUUUAGCAAGGGGCUUCUUGUCCCUGCCAGAUAUCCAAUCUCUCUCACAUCCGCCUCUAAUACUACAGUAUGUGAUGUGAUCAUGCUAGAUGGAAUAUUGCAUUAAUCUUGGGAAGAAUUCCCUGCUUAGGACCAGAAUACCACAGGGGCCACCUCCUGCUGCAUGAGUCUCCCCAUUCUUUUAAACACCACUGAGGAAUCAGUGAGUCCCACGUGCUGUUCAGCUGUAGCUGCCAUCAUCCCUGGCUGAUGGCCACACUAAUUAGGGCUGAUGAAGUCUAAUAACAUCUGGAGUGCCACAGGUUCCAUAUCCCUGACUUAGAACAUCUGGGGAGGCCCAUUGCAAUCUGAAGUUUGUUUGGCGUGGUCUUUUUCCAUUGUCAUGCCUAGGCUCUCUGUUCCCGGAGAUCCAUCUAGCUUCCUCCUUGAUGAUUUUUUUGGAACAAAGUGAAAUGGAACAGGAGCACUCCAUACUGCAGCAUUUCCAAUUCAACCUGCUCUUCAUGAGUUUCUCUCUUUUUUUAAAAAAAAAGUUAUUAUUGAUACAGCAAAAAAAAGAAAAAAAGGAGAAAACACAGAUACAGAAUUACACACAGGAAUAACAAUAAACGCAACAUUUUCUUAACAAACAAUAAAACAUAAGUUGGUCUUAACACUAUAGACCCGACCUCCCAUCUAUUCCUUACUUCAAUCUCAUAUUACUUAUUGCCAAUACAGACUUUUAUCAUCAUUUAACUAUAUCUUACCUCUUAUGGCUAACUUGCAACUGUUACUGAAGUUCCUCGAAUGCUGCAACAGAGUUUAAACUACUAUAUUUAUAUUUCAAAUAUUCUUUGAAGACCUCCCAUUUUGAGACAAAUUCCUGUUUUGAUUUGUUCUUUAGUUUUUCUGGUAGACCAUCUAAUUUGGCAUAUUCUGUCAGCUUUCGGAUCCAUUCAGGUAUAGAGGGAAUUUCGAAACUCUUCCAUUUUGCUGCAAUAAGAACUUUUUCUGCUGCCAUGGGAUAUAAAAAGAUACCCUUCAUUUUUUGCAGAAUAUCCAGACCUGUAACUCCCAGGAGAUAGGCCUCUGAUUUUUUAUUAAAAGAGAUGUUUAGCAUUUUUUGCAAUUCUGAAUGAAUACUCUCCCAGAAUACCUGUAUUUUCCUGCAGAACCACCACAUGUGGUAAAAAGUUCCUGAAUUAUCUCCGCAUCUCUAGCAAUUACUUGACACAUUUUUUUACAUUUUCGAAAGUUUCCAGGGUGUUAAGUACCAUUGGUGUUGCAUUUUCAGAAAGUUCUCUCUAAUUGUUUAACACUUUGUGAAUUUCCAAUUAUUCUUCCACAAGUUUUCCCAUUGGGCCAUGGUUAUUGAAUGGCCAAAGUCUUGUGACUACCUCACCAUGGCCACUGUUACCUCCUUCUCCUUGACUUUCGAGUCAAGGAGGAGUCAAUAAGUUUUAGAAAGAGUUUUUCUCAAUGACCUGUUUCCAUCUGUGUGUUCCUGCUUUGAACUUAUAUUUCUGCAAUUGCUGGUGAAGACUACAGGCACUUUCCACAAUAAAGUCAAAUGUGCUUUACUUUUGUAGCCUUCUGCAUUGAUGACUCCUCCCGCAGACUAAGCAACCAGUACCUGAUCAGGGAUCACAUGGCAGUCCAUUACAAUAAAAUACUUUCAGCUAAAGGUAAGCAGAUACAAGUCAUUCACCUCUCCUUGAAUGGAGUAAUUAUUUAGUAAUACAUUUUCCCUGUUAUCUGUCGCUUAGGGGAAAAAAGAAAAAUCACUCACAUUUAAAGCCUGCCAUUUUAGAAUUAAAAGAAAAAUGCCAACUCCUAACCGUGCCAACAUUUAACUGAGUGUUUGAAAUGCUAAAUUUAAUCAGAAGCUCUAGUGUUUGUGCAUUCUGAAAAGAUAUUAUUUUCCCACUGAAAUUACAUCAAGAAUAUAUGCACUAGACUGAAUACAGCUUGUGCCAAUAUGUCUGUCUAAAGAUUUUCUAUCAUUAGGGUACAUCAAUUGCUAUUUCUUGGAUCGGUGAGCAGAUAGUCAUUCUCCAAAGUCAGUGCUAUGUGCUAAUUAAUAUUUGGCACAAACGUGAGCAUUAAUUAAUCCUCCUUUAUUUCUCAUUGCAUGGCAUUGCCUCGACACACUUCCAUUUUCACCCUCUAUAAAAUCACAGUAUGUGGUUCAGUAUUAAUAAAACAAACAUAUUUCUAAUCUCUUAUAAAAUGUUUCAAUUGUCAAUCCCAUAAAUAGGAGCAAGAUUAAAAUAAGAACACAAUCCUAUGCAUGCCUCCUACGAAGUACUGUAUGUCCCAUUGGGUUUGGUGGCACUGUGGUCUAAACCACUGAGUCUCUUGGGCUUGCCAAUCAGAAGGUCAGCGGUUCGAAUUCCCACAAUGGGGUGAGCUCCCGUUGCUCGGUCCCAGCUCCUGCCAACCUAGCAGUUCGAAAGCACGCCAGUGCAAGUAAAUAAAUAGGUACCGCUACAGCGGGAAGGUAACUGGCAUUUCCGUGCACUCUGGUUUCUGUCACGUGUUCCGUUACCGCAGAAGUGGUUUAGUUACAUUGGCCACAUGACCUGGAAAGCUGUCUGUGGACGAACACCAGCUCCCUCGGCCUGAAAGCGAGAUGAGCACCGCAACCCCAUAGUCGCCUUUGACUGGACUUAACCGUCCAGGGGUCCUUUACCUUUUUUUACCUUACUCCCAGGCACAUGGGUAUAGGGAUGCAGCCUGCCUUAAGCCUUGUAGCAGUUUAAGAUGCAUAGUCAAUAAACAACCUUUCUUUUAAAUGAGCUUUAAUUUCAAAUGUUGUGUGUUCAGACACACACACAAUGGUUUCCAAGUAUGAUCUGCAUUGUUCUGUCUGCAGAUACUUAGGGGGUAAUACUAAAAUUGACUGCUAGGCUGAAUUGAGCCUUGCUGCACACAGAAGCAGAGGUGAAAAGUGGGGCAGGCAGAUUGCUGUGCCAGCCUGGAGCUGAUGCUGCCGUUGGGCCCAGAUGGAGUCCAGUGUUGUCAUGUGAUGGGAGCAAGGCUGGCUUGGACCCUCCCUGUCCUCAGAAUGCCCUGUUUCAGGGCUUUCCCAUUGGCAGCUGGUGAGCAUCCCAGUGGCUGCCUCUUCGGUGGGUGGAAGGGAGAGGUCCAUACAGGCACAACUGGGAAGAGUCCAGUGAAAGUGACAUGGCUGAGAGGAGGGACUUGGACUGAGGUGCUGGCUGUCUUAACUUGGCUGGGUUUUAACUCAUGUACAUCAUUCUCCCCAUCAGAAGCCUCAAACUCUUGAUGAGCUAUGGACUUUUCCCUGUAUGCAAAGAUAGGCUCUGGCAGAUUGAGUGGACGAGAACCAUUUAGUGGGUCCAACGGGCAAGAAGGCUGUAUCUGUAGAGGGAAGUGAGGGGCAGAUGGGGCUCAUCAACCUGGGAAGGUAGCCCAUCUAGGAGAAGGAAAACUCUGCUCCUACACCUCUGCUGCCUUGCGGAAGAAGAAAAGGCUAAGGAGUAAACCCUAUACAAAUCCUGAGUGGAGCCCCUAAGACAGUAGGAUGGUGCCUUGUAUGUCUCCUUCCAGCAACUCCUGCUGCCAAGCCAGUGCCAGACGUAUUGCUCUGCUUUCCUUUGGAGCACAUCAGCAAGGCUGAGAAGGGGGGUGUCUUGUCUUCUGGGAAGUCCAGGACCUCCGUACAUACUUGUGCCCCAGGGAGAUCCCUUCAGUGUUGCUAAUGCAGAGGUUUGACUUCACCCCAGGAGGCGCAAUCCAUUGUCUCUCAAGACAGACAGAUGCCAACAACAAAAAAACCAUUCUGAUUUUAAUAUUUAAUACCUUUUUAGAUGGGGUUACUCACACAUCUGCCUUAUGUAUUUUCAGAUUUGUAGUAAUUCCAUUCAGGUCCCUGGGUUUGCAAUGCAAUUGUAUGCAUGUUUACCCAGAAGAAAGAAAGGCCCCUUGUGUUCAAUUACUCCUCAUUACACCUGCCAUCCUAGAUACAUUUCACUUGGAAAUAAGUCCCAUUGAACUAAGUGGGGCUUUCUUCUCACUAGACAAAUAUAGACUUGCACUAUGUGUUUAAGAUUUCAGCCUCAGCCAGUCAAAUCAAACUAGUCUCCAAAUCCAUUUGUUUUCCACAUAAAUUACAUAUAACAACUUUUUAGUCAUCUUGCAGAAAAUAUUCACCCUGUUAUUAAAUGAAAUCAUUUACAUAUAUUAGUCGCUUAAAAAAAAAUGAACUCAAUGUGACUUAGAAAAACAAGUCUAUACCAAACAAUUGUAUCCAUUUUGUAUUUUUAAAAUGUCGACCAUAAUUGCAAAUACUGGGUUAAACAGCUCAAAAGACCUUAAUAGAUGGUUCUAAAAAAUAAUUUCAUUAAAGGUGCAAUUUAUAGGGCCAGGUAUUUUACAGUCUCUGAGCUAUGUAUCCUCACUACAAGCCCCCUGACAUGUUAUCCCUAUUUUGCAAACUUAGAAUAGAAACUGAGAACCCAAAGCUGUCCAGGAUGUUCACCCUUGGUGUAAAUUUGAACCCAGUUCUCCUGCACCCAAAUCUAACAAGCUGCCCCACGCCUACCAGCUUUAUGAAGAAAACUGUACAGUUCAGUGAACAUCACUGUGAAACAAAUCAGCCAAUAGUUUUGUUGAAGUGCACCUCCUCCAAUUGCAUGCUUCAUUGCACAAAAUUAAUUCCCAGCUCCUGAGCUCAUAAGCAUCGUCUGCCCAGGGUGUAAACUGGUACUAUCAGUUUCAUGUCACUUUUUAAAAAAUAAAUAAAUCCUUAACUUUCUAGCCGUUGUGAUCUAUGUGUAUCAUCAGAAAUUCAGAAAAUAAGGGGGGGGAACCACUACUAGGGAUGUAAGAAGGGCAGCGCUGCUUGUUUUCCUGCAUUGAGUGUAGCUGUUCUUGGGGAAGCAGUCAAGGCACAAUGGCAGGGGGCAGGGGAACAGUAACUAACCACAGCUGUUAGUCCUGAAAAGAGAGCAGGAGAGGGCCAAAAGAUAUGGGUGUUUUCUGACUGACCAGGAUCAUGCCACUUUUGACAUGCCCUGAGUCCCUUCUGGCAAAACCUGUUGCCCCAAGGAAUGCCAACUAACACAUACACACCUUCCACUUGCCAGAUUAGAGGCAAGACAGAUGUGGAUAUCUGUGCAAACAAAAGUUGGUUGAGAUGCUGGCCCUCACUCGCGUCUCAAAGUGACCCUCUCCAAGGGAAACAGCUGCUGCUGAGGAGUCCAAAAGGUGCCGAAGGUAGCAUACAUUAUGAAUGUGCAAAUUAGGCGCACUAAAUUAACAUAUCUCAUUUGUGCCCUGUGCAGCAGGUCAUUUAUCUCUGUAAUUGUGCCUGGAGGGGGAGGGGAGUUCUCUUGUUUAGGUAAUUCAUAUUUCUAAGGCGCUACUUUGGGCAGCAAUUGAUGGAGGGGAUGAGAAGACAGUUGGCCGGUGGAGGGGAGAGGAGUGGAGGGAGAGAAAGAGGGAGGAGGAAAGAAGAAUGGGAAUGGAGCCUAAUAGUCACAGUGCAGUCCAAUAGUAGGAGACUAUCUCCUGGAUUUGCUGCAAAAAUAUCAUUAUAGCCCUCCCUCCGACCCCCUGGGCUUGGUCUGUGUUUCCCUUCGCUUGGUUCUUCCUGUUCUCAUAAAACUCAAGCUUUCUUGGAUGCCAUGCUAUUUGCUUUUUUAGAUACUGCAUUUCUGUCAUGGCGCCCAGAGAGGCAUAUAGUUUAUGAUGAAAGGGUAUAAGAAGGAAAAAUCAGGAGGGAAGAGGAAAAGAAGCAAGCUCAAAGCACCAACCUUUUCAUGGGAAGACAUAACAGAAUAGCAUGAGACAGUUCUGGGGAGGGAGAAGCCCAGUGGCAGUUGGCCCUAGCCAGGCUGAUGGAAGAGGGCUUGUUCAUCUCUUCUGCUGCUGAUGGAGACAUCUCUGACAGAGGAGUGAGCCAAAUGGUGACUGAUCCCUUCACUUGAGCCCACAGAAUGGGGCUUGCUAAGCUUAUUUCUCCCUCUGGAGCAACCAAGAGGAACGUCGGCGGAUGGAGCCAGUUCUGGCAGGGAAAGAACCAAUUGGCAGUUGUCCCGGCUGUUGUUGACAACUGUUUCAGCCUCUCAUGCAUCCAGGUGACUGGGAAGUUUGUCCCCAGCCCUAGAUAUUCAGGGAACGACUGGAGUUUCACAGUAGUGAAGACUCAGCACUCUGCACAUGGUCAGAUAUAAUCUUGGUUAUUAUUGCUACUUCUCCAAAGCUGAGGCCUCUGGAAAGACUUGGUUCGAAUUAAACCCAGAAUGCCUUGAUUUAUCAUUCCAACCAGCCUGUUGCUGUUGGAGCUGACAGCCGACAGCUCAAUACAGUCACGUGUUUCUAUCAUGAAUAGUCUUCCCCCAUCUUCCAGCCUUCCCAGUGUGCUGGACAGUCAUGCAGGUAAAGUCACUGCUUUGAAAUACAACCACGGUAAGUGGAAGAGUCUUGCCCCCUUCCCCUCACAGGCCAACUCAGGGGAUAGAAUUGCUGUUGGCAGCUUCUCUGGCUUGUCAAUCCAACUUGAGGCCUUUUGCUUAAAACAGGAGGAGAGCGUUUCUUUGUUAAAUGAACAUCAUGGUGGAACCUGUGCAUUAUCUUGCUUGAGUUUUUCUCUCUGUAACUGCGAGGGUUGAACUUCACUGGUGUUGUUGUGUUGUAAUGGAAGCUUAGAAUAUGCAGCGGAAUAUAUGCAAGUUGGAGUACUUGAUGAAAAUCUUGACGUCCAGAUAAUUCCCCAAAUUCAAGAUGGAAUGGCAAACAGAGGACCAAGCGCUGUCCUCUUGAAAAUGUAGGAGGUAGCAGAGUGAAAAGAGGACUGCCCAGUAUUAAGGGGAUGGGGAGAGGACAAGUGCCCACCCUACAGCAAAGCUUAAGAAAACCACAGCUCCUUGGUUCUCGUCCAGAGGCAGUGCCUUAGCAUUGCACCGGGUGCCUGCCUCCUUCCUUUUCAGAGCCACCCACAGUGCAGUGUUACGUUUGCAUAAUUUUACCACAUUAACCAUGUGGUUAGCCAGAAUCCGCAAACCUGCAUCUCACCCUGGUUACCAUGGUUACAGAUGGUGUGGAUGCAAUGCUGCGCUAUAGAUAGCUUUGUAACAGGGAAGGGGCAUUUGUGGGCAGAAGAGAGGAAGGAAAGAAGAGGAGUUAGACUACAGCAUGCCCCCAGUUUUCUGACACACCCACCCAGUGCACAGUGGACCUGUGACUCCCAGCCACCCCACAGAUCCCUUUGCUUCUUACUAGCACCCCUGUACCCGACAGAAUUCUACUUUUGCCUCACAGAAGGAGGUGAGGAGGGAAAUUAACUUCUGAUUGAACAAGCACAGUCUACUGUGCAUGUACACACACACAUGCACUUACAAUAGCAGCCUGUGUAGUGGAAUGGUGUCAGUGCUGGCGGAACCGCAGCUGACCUGGAUGUGAGGUUAGGUCACAUCAGUGGCAAGUUUGGGGUUGUGUAGGCACACCAGGGAGAACAUUGGGUUGGCUCCGUCCAUGUGCCCUUGCUGCCCUGAGCUGGCAGUGCUGCCUUGCCCAAUCCCAUGUGACUCCGUGGCACCACCUCAUCACUCAGACCACUUUUGGUUAUUGACUUAGUGCAUUUGUAUCCCAUCCUUUCCCCAUUACGAUUCUCUCAGGGGGCGGUAGGCUUUCUUUCGCUAGGGUGCCAGGAGUCAAGUCAGAAGAAGGUCAGCCAUAAAACACCUGGUGUCAGUGAAGUUAACUCUUUUUUUCAAAGAAACCAAAACAGUCAGGCCUAGUGAUCACAACAACUCUUCCCAGUUAGUGUUGCCCUAGUUAGGCAGUUGCAAGGACUUCUCACUGCUCUUUAAGACUCCUCCCCCAGGUCCUUCCCCAGCAACCUGAGACUCCUUCAUCUUGUCUCUCUCUGCUCUGCCCUUUUCAUUCCAUGUUCUGGGAGACCAGGGAGGGAGGAAGAUGCUCACAGCAGGAGAGAGAGAGACUCCCUGGCUUCUCCAACAAGCCUGCCCCACUCCUCUUCAGCCUCCGCUUCUGCCUCUGAUUCUGGACUGCCCUCUGCCUCUUCCUGCUCACCACUGUUACCUCUUCAGCUUCCUCCCAGUCUCCUCCCUCUUCAUCCUCGGACCACUCCUCACCAUUCCACCACCAGUCCCCUGGCUCUGAGCUUUCUUCCCUUGGGGGUUCGCUAGGUGGAGCCUCCCACUACUCUGUAUGCAGCCAAUCCACGACAUCGAGACAUCUAAGCAGUGACCGGGCAGCCAUCUCUCAGGGAUGCUGUAGUUGCGUCUCUGCACUGAAAAAGGGUGGGGGAGUUGGUCUGGAUGACCUCUGAGGUUCCUUCCAGCUCUAGAAUUCCAUGACUGCAACUCAAGGUGGCAUAGAGUUCUCAAGUGCAAUGGUGCAAUGGCAUUCUCUCUCCCUGGUGCCGCUGUGAAAUCCCCAAUGGAGAAUGAAUUAUGAGCGACGGUGGGCUUUUCUUUUGGGAAAACAGGUUGCAAACAAACUUUAUUAUAACAGAUGUAAACAAGGAGUUUUAUUCCUCCUUCUUCCACAGCAAUGCAACAAACAGUGCUGUUGCUUUUUAUUAAAACGUAUACUGUUUCAAGUUAUAGGCUGUAUGCUGUUUAAGCUUAUGGUUACUUUCUUUUAUACAUCUUUCAUAGAUCAGAUUUCUCCACUCACACUUCAGGAACUUAGGAUUUUCCCUUACAGACCCCCAAAUCCUCCUUGGCCUCAAAAUCAAUACUGCCCUUUCCUGUCAGAGUAUUCCUUCAGAGGACCCUUUUUCCUGUAAACACCAUGUGGGACUGUGUCUUUUCUAUUUUAACUGUGUUCUGCAAUUCAGAACCUUAGAGCAUAUACUGAGAGUUCUGGCUCUCCUCAGCUCUACCACCUGUCAGAACGAACUCUCCUGACAGAAUCCGACCCCAUGAAUCUCUCACACCACCUCUCACUCCACUCCAACUGCCUCCCUUGGAACUCUGGCCAAUCAGAAGCUGUUGCUGGUUAACUGUUUGCUGGCGGGGCACUCAGGUGACUCAACCUGCUCAGUAAACAAACCUUUCCAUCACAUGGUCUCCCAUCCAGGCGCUGCUAAGCCUCAGCAAGGGCUAAGAAGGGCUAUAGCAUCUGUAUUAGAGCAUCUGCUUUGCAUGCAAAAUUAUUAUUAUUAUUAUUAUUAUUAUUAUUAUUAUUAUUUUAUACCCCGCCCAUCUGGUUGGGCUUCCCCAGCCACUCUGGGUGGCUUUCAAAAAAAAUAUUAAAAUACUGUAAUACAUCAAACAUUAAAAGCUUCCCUAAACAGGGCUGCCUUCAGAUGUCUUCUGAAAGUCUGGUAGUUGUUGUUCUCUUUGACAUCUGGUGGGAGGGCGUUCCACAGAGCGGGGACCUCUGUGUCCGGGUAGAAUGAGGGGGUGGAGACGCUCCUUCAGGUAUACAGGACCAAGGCCAUUUAGGGCUUUAAAGGUCAGCACCAACACUUUGAAUUGUGCUCGGAAACAUACUGGGAGCCAAUUUAGGUCUUUCAAGACCGGUGUUAUAUGGUCUCGGCGGCCGCUCCCAGUCACCAGUCUGGCUGCCGCGUUCUGGAUUAGUUGUAGUUUCCAGGUUACCUUCAAAGGUAGCCCCACGCAGAGCGCAUUCCAGUAGUUCAAGCGGGAGAUAACCAAAGCAUGCACCACUCUGGUGAGGCAGUCCGUGGGCAGAUAGGGUCUCAGCCUGCGUACCAGAUGGAGCUGGUAAACAGCUGCCCUGGACACGGAUUUGACCUGUGCCUCCAUGGACAGCUGUGAGUCCAAAAUGACUCCCAGGCUGCGCACCUGGUCCUUCAGGGGCACAGUUACCCCAAUCCCCAUCACCUUCAGGUAGGACUGGGAGAGACCCCUGUUUGAAACACUGGCUAGCCACUACCAGUCGUUGCAGACAAUUCAGAGCCAAAUGGAUCAAUGGUCUGACACUAAGACCACUUCCUGCGAUUCAGUGCCCAGUCAGGCCAUGCUUUGGUCUUGAAAUCAGUGGGCUAAAGCGCAUCAGCUCUUUACUUGAUUAUGGCUAUAAAAACUCCUAAUUGGCAGUGCAAAUUUUAAACACUGCUUUGGGUGCCCAAAACAUUUAAUUAUACUGUGAUCCAUACUUUAGCAUCUUGCUUGAUAAAUAGACUGUAAAAGUACCUCUUUCUUCAGAUGGGGCUGAUUCGUAGGACUAACAGUAUUGGAAACUAGAUGCUCUGUAUGUAUCUGAGUGCGGCCUUGAAUAAAUAUACCAUUAGAAUAUGCUGAUGUGGUCAUUCAGAUGUUGGUGGUUUUCCAUGCACCACUGACCACAUUCUCUGCAGUCGCUUCAUGGGCACAAAUACUCAAGUUCCAUACCCAUUAAAGCCUUGGACAGGAACAAACAUUCUUUAUUAAGUAAUACUGUGUCAGGGAACAGUACGUAUCCACAGCUACAGUUACAGGCCUUACCGUUCUGUAAUAAGAGUUCAGAGAUGUUGAAGUACAGCACGGAAUCCUCAUUACGACGCCCGUCUUCUGCAAAAGCCGGUCACAAGCUUUUUAUUUCAUUCUUUAGCACAGCUAACCGGAUUCAUUAAAACCAAAAAGCUAGUUAAAUGAGUGAAAACAUUUAAAAUGUAGACUGGCCAUUAUGUUUCAGCCAUAGAAGUUUUUUUGCAUUUUUAGUAGCUUUGGCGAAAAUACAUCCCACCAAUAAGCUGACGUUAAGCAAAGUCUGUUUAUUGCAAAUCUUCAAAGAGAAUGUUGAUUCACUCACUUUAAUGGUAUGUUGUUUGUUUUUCAGCUGCUGUAGACUGCUCAGUACCAAAAAGCAGGUUAAACAGCAUAAAACGUACGUAUUUCCGAGGCAUUUGUCUUCUAAAAACUUUUCUGAAGGCAUACUAUGGUAUUUUCUUUUUUAAAAUACAUUGUCCUUUCAUAGAUGACCCUUGGGGUCCCUUCCAACUCUAUGGUUCUCUGUUAGUCAUCUCCAUUAAUUUCAAUGGGUCUGCUCUGAGUAGGACUAACACUGAAAAUAUCCCAUCAAUCCUUUCAGGUUGCUACCUAAUUUGGCUUUGGGGGAGGGGGAAUUCUCCACAGAUCUCAAAUAAGGUCGGACUCUGAGGGUGAGCCAAUCCCACUCGGAUGACUUCAUUGCUGUUAAAACACUCCAUAAUAACAUAGAAGAGAGUAGGAAUAUUUUACUCUUUCUCUUUAAUACCUGCCUGCCAGGCUGUGGUGGAAAACCUGUCAUCUUUCUUCAGAGCCUUCCUGCUUUGCUUGCUUAUUCAUUCAAUCAUUCAUUCAUUCAUUCAUUGGACUUAUAGCCAAUAUGUGACAGAAAAUGUCAUGUCAGGUGUUGGCUGAUCUGAAAUUACCAUUUUUAGACCAGCUGUCUGCCUGUCUCCCGCAUUUCCUGUGCGAACACAAUAAAGGAAUAUACUUUUACAGUUGAUGCAUGUGCAACUUUUGGAGUAAUGAUUUGAAAAAUUAUGAGCUUGCCGGGCACCAAACUGUAUCACUCAAAGGUGGGGGGAGGGAAACCCAUCUGCUUGUCAAAUUAAAAAAUAUAUCCCUCCUGUAAUUCCACUGUAUCUGCUCUCAAGCUACAGACUCAUUAUUUUUCUAGCUAUUUCUGUGCAUUCAUUAGGUGAUGUAUGCAUGCAUCGUCUUGCAGUGCUACAUGGCAGUUGGAGCCAUCUUCUUAUCCAUGGGCAGAAUAUAGAAUUUACUGAGCCAAACCAUUGGUCUGUCCAGUUCAGUAUUGUUUACAGGGACUGGCAGCAGCUCCACAGCAAUGUCCUGGCUGUACCUGAAGAUGCCAGGGAUUGAACCAGCAACCUUCUGCAUACGAGGCUGGUGCUCUCUGACUGUUGUCCAGUGUCAUAAUUUGCUGGUUUCCUGAAAAGAAAACAGUAUAUCUUUGGAACAUACGUUUGGUUCUGCUUGAAAAUUGCGUAUCAAAAUUGUACCUGGAAUUUUUAAAUGGCGGCACUGAGUGCUUUGCUUUAAUACUUUAAAUAAACCCCACCUGUGAAAUCAAUAACACCUUUCCAAUACCUUUCCUUCUUUAUACUCCCAUCUUACAUCUUUUGGGGUAGGAAAGCUUUCAACAGGAAAGCUUCCUGCACAAAAGAAUUUGUAGCAUUGCACAACUGUUCAUUGUUAGAAGGUCUGCCUUAGAGAACAUGCGGUGGUUUAUGCUCAUUGUCUUUAAAAGGGGGUUAGAUAAAUUCAUGAUGGAAAAGGCUAUCAGCAUCUGUUAGUCAUGUGGUUCUCUGUAACCAUGAGGAUCAGAGGUAGGUAGCAUGCCUCUGAAUGCUGGUUGCUGGGGACAUGAGUGGGAGUGGACAGUUGUGGGCUUCCUUGCAUCAUCUGGUUGGCCACUGUGCAAGCAAGAGGUAGGCCUUUGGUUUGAUCCAGUAAGGCUUCUCUGCUGUUCUAAUGGGUUUGAAGAAAUUGGCUUGGUUUUGUUUGUAUUUGAUAAGCGUUAUGUUGUAAGAAAAUGCCAAGCUGACAUAAAUAAAUUUUAUCCACUGGCUCCAAAGUUUCACCUCUUACUUUCCUCUUUGAUCAUUUAUGGAUGAAAACUUUUAAAAUGUUCCUUUCUAACCAAGCCUUUGGUUGAUUUGAUUGACAGCCCUUUUAAAAUGGGGGGGGGAUGUUUGGAGGAGAGGGUUAUUGGGUUGUUGUUUUUAUCUUGAUUAUAUCUUUUGUGGUUUUAUAUUUUGAUUUUGUCCUGUGAACUGCCCUGAGAUCUCCAGGUAUAGGGUGGUAUAUAAAUUCUAAUAACAACAACACAACAACAAUAACUACUACUACUACAACUACACAUGUGCAAUCCAAAGCACACUUGAAUUACUGUACAUUCAUUUUAAAUAUAAAACAUAUUGACCCAAACCCAGGGGAAACUUGCAAUGUUUCAAUUUACAUAGAGAUCACUAUGACAAACUUGUUGUAACUCAUUUGAAUCCUACUAAGUUCAAUGGAACAUUCAGGUUACUAACUUUCUUUGGAUUUGAGCCAAAGUUUUAGCUAUAACAAAUUGAUGUGUGGAUUUAUGCAGUCACUCACCGCGUUUUCUUCCAUAUGCAGUCAUAUAAAAGAUAGUGUGUCUGAUUGUAUGAGCAGCCAGAAGAAAUGAAGCCAGAAGGGUUCCUAUCAUUUUAAUUAACAGAUAUCUAUUGUGUCAUCCAUAAAGAUGAUUCACAGAUCACUUCACAGAAGUAUGGCCUCAUUGACUUUGUAUACUUUGUGCCACACUGAAUUACUCACUUCCGCAGAAUGCUUCAGAUCCUGUGUUUAUUUUAAAGGAAUGUCUACUUAUUUUUCGGGGGACGCAGGUGGCACUGUGGGUUAAACCACAGAGCCUAGGACUUACCAAUCAGAAGGUUGGCGGUUUGAAUCCCCGCAACGGGGUGAGCUCCCGUUGCUCGGUCCCUGCUCCUGCCAACCUAGCAGUUUGAAAGCACAUCAAACUGCAAGUAGAUAAAUAGGUACCGCUCCGGUGGGAAAGUAAACGGCGUUUCCGUGCGCUGCUCUGGUUCGCCAGAAGUGGCUUAGUCAUGCUGGCCACGUGACCUGGAAGCUGUAUGCCGGCUCCCUCAGCCAGUAAAGCGAGAUGAGAGCCGCAACCCCAGAGUCGGUCAUGACUGGACCUAAUGGUCAGGAGUCCCUUUACCUUUUUUACCUUACUCAUUUUUCAGAAACCACAAGUUGUCCACCUAGUUGCCCUUUAUCUGAAAGCUGAAAUAACUGUUAACAAUUUAGAGGAAAAAUGAAGUCCAAGCUUCUUGGAUUACAUUUGACUCAAAUUGAUUAUGAGAGUGAAAUAUAACUUUAGCUGCCAACCUGUGUGUUUAAUAUGUUCUUAAUGAAGCCCCACUGAUACUUAUUCAUUUGGUUUGAUUCCUUGCCCAACCUAUGGCAUUAGCUGCCAGUUUGGGUUACAACAACAUGAAUAAUCCAAUUUAAAAGCAAACAAAACCACCAACUGAAAACUGUCAUACAUUAAUUAAUAAUUUCCAGGUAGGCUGUAUUAUUAAAAGUUUAGCUGUCAAAAGGCCAGAGGGGCGUCUUCAGCAUAUAUAUGACACAUACGUGACAUUGCCAAGUAAAUAUUAUUUGUCUCAUUUCUGUUAACCACAACAAAAUAAUAGUUCAUCUUAGUACUGUUGAAGUACAAAUGAAAUUCCAAUUGACUUUAAGGAAGCAACUGUUUUAUUUGUUUAUUUGUAUUUGAUUAUUCCAGUUCUGGGGAACCUUUCACCCUCCAGAUGUUGCUGGCCUUCAACUCCCAUCAAUUUCAGCAAUCAUGGCCAGGGAUGAGGAGAAUUGCAGUUGUUACACAUAACUAUUUGUGUGGCAGUAGACCCAGAUGGGUGAUGAUAAUACUUAUGUGAUACAUAAUUAAACUGAGAAGCAUACAUUUCUGGACUAUAUCUCAAAACUUUCAAUUUCCUCAGUCCAUCACAACACAUAAUAGCUCAGUAAUUUAAUUUCUAAAAGGAGCCUUAAUAUGAAUCCCUCUGUUUUUAACUCUGGUUCAUUUUUCCUUACCUUAAGUUUCAGACCAGCAGCGAAGAGAGAAACUCAAGAAAGAAGUCGAAAAAUGUGAAAAGGAGAUGAUUUCAUCUAAAAAUGGGUCCCGAUCUAGUUCCAGGGAGAGUAGAAGACCACUGUCAGCCACCUAUAGAAAAGUAGGUAUAAUGAUUUUUAUUUUUUAAUUAGCCUUUGAUUCCAAUCCUGUCAGAGAAGGAUUCAUUCUAAUUGCUUUCAUUGUCGUGUUGAAUAAUAGCACAUCAAAUUACUAGUUCUUGUAAACUUUUGGUCUCAUAGCUACACUUGUUGACUAGCACUGGGUAGAAUUAUGUUAGCCAGGAGAGGAAUCUUUUUGUAAGACAAACACUUGGAAGAAUAAUGUUGUUUUCAUAGCAAUGAGAGCAGGAGAAACAAUUGACGGGAUUCAUUUUCGGUUUAAAAUAUGCACCGGGGUGUAUUUUGCAUCCAGCUGCUGCAUAAUGCUGGCCAUUAGCUGGUUGGUUCUUGCAUGACUAUUUGGUAUCUGACAAUGUGAGUGAUGACAUUAUUAGGUUUCUGGAAAAUAAUUGUGCUUUGGAAUAUUGUUGGUGCUGGAGAUGCAAUAUGCACAGUAGUUACUUCUGUUUUCUGUUUUGAAGAAGAAGAGAGGAAUGUCAGAUAAAAUAUGUGAGCUUUCAUCUUUUAGUCACUGUUAUUUUCUCGCAUCAAGGAUGUUGUUAUGUCUUUCUUAGCCCAUGGAUGAAGAUACUUCUAUAACCUUGAGAUGCUCUGCAGCACUUGCUAGCAAACUACUGCUUUGACCGUGUUUAUGUGGGGUUUGCAAUAAUGCAGGUGUCUUACAAGACAUAUGUGAGACUUUAAAAAUAAGUGCUCUUUCUACCAGUGAGAUAGGAAGAAGUAGAAUAUGACAUUUUAAAUGCAUUUAUUUAGAAUACUUCAGUCUCAUUUUAUAGCCCCGAGAAGCUCCCGAAAUAGCUUGUGAACGAUGCUCAAAAUAAAAUUGCAAUCAAGUCCACUACAGGAACUGAAAUUGCAUGGUGUCCGCAUAGAACUAGGUUUAUCCAGGCAAUGUUUCCUGCCCUCAUUCUUUGUUCUUCUCUGCUUUCAUGCAAGGCAGAAGCUCUCCCACCAAAAUCCUCUGGGGUAAGGAGUGGGGCUGAGCAGCUGGGAGUCAGCCAUAAUUCAGACAGGUCUACCUUUGCUUGCACACACAUUGCUUUUAGGCAAGUACGCAUUGUGUGAGUUACUGGGCUGCCUCUGAACACCACUGAAAAUGGCAUUCCUGCAUAUUCAACACUCCUCAUCGUUUCCCUUUAACAUGCAGAAUAACAGGCCUCAUUCCGUGACAUCAACAUGCUGUGCGUUUCUUCGCCUUCCUCAUGUGGAAGAGCUUUGUGAUGGUGCACUUAGGGCCCUCAUGUACGUCAAACAUGCAGGAAGAGGAGGAGUGUUGUCGGCGGGCACAAUCUCACUUCUUCCUUAACACAUGACCACCCCUAGUGCCAUUUCAUUGUGAUACAGUGGUAACUGACCCAGGACUUUGCAUUGAUGAAACCGUGUGGGUCAAUAUUCAUCAACACUGAUAACAACUGAUAAAGCCUUAAACGGCUCAGGACCGCAAUACCUCUCAAGGAUUGCCUCCUUCCAUAUGAACCUACGUGGACCCUGAGAUCAUCUUCUGAGGCCCUUCUUCAUGUGCUGUCUCCUCAAGAGGCCCAGAGGGUGCCUUUAGGCACCAGGCAAAAACGUUCCUUUUUAACCAGGCCUUUGCCUGACCUGAUCUACAUCCUAUACCAUUUUUAAAAUGUGGUUUUUUGGGUGGGGGAGGCUAUUGGGUUGUUGUUUUAAUUUUUAUUAUAUAUUUUGUGGUUUUAUAUCUUGAUUUUAAUCUGUGAACCGCCCUGAGACCCCCAUGUAUAGGGGGGUAUAUAAAUUCAAUAAAUAAUAAUAAAAUAAUAAUAAUAAACAACCUCUGUUGCCAAAUACAGCAUAUGUGCAACUGGAAAAGCAGGGUUGGUGGCACCUUCCACCCUGAAGCACCUUUGGCUGCCUUAGAUGCAGCUGUUUCAUUCAUUCAUUUAUGUACUGCUUAGAUGCUAAAAUGGCUUAUUCUGUGCCACUGCAAUACCAUCUGUCUAAAAAGCGUAAGUCUAGAACCUACUCAUUUUCAUGCCGUGCAGUUAGUGUUGUUUUGGAAGAGGGAGUUGGGUUGAGAAAUGAGAUCCUCCACUUGUACCACAGGUGCUAAGGGGUGGGUUGGGGGCCCAAGUUGUGGGUCUGUUGCGAUGAGCCCCAGAUCUGGGCAGACUGCAAAGCACAGUGCUGGUGAGAUCCCAGCCAUUCGCCAUCUUAAUGCCUAGAGUCAUCUAUGCAUAUAAAUUGGCAAUACUUUUGUAAUAGGUCUACAAGCCGAUGGAUCCCCUGUUCAUCUGUUUUACUUCUGUGUAGACAUGGUUAGGAUCAAGCUGCAAGUCUAAGAUAUCUGUAGAAGCAAAAGUGUAGGGAGUAGUUUAUGCAAUUCUUACUUAUAGCAGGCACCCAGUGUGUGGCAAGCAGAGCAACCUGUCUCAGUAUUACAUCCCAGCAACAAGCAGGGUGUGUGGAGAUUCUGCUCACCUGUUUUAUCUUUAAAUUCCAUCAAUUUAACUAGGAUCUGCUUCAAUUGCUGUAAGAGAUUACAUAUUAGAUGACAUUCAUCUUCUAAAUCAGGCUGUUCAUAAUUUCUCAGCUAUUGGGGGUCAGGAAAGUAAAUUAUAAUGAAUCUUAAUAUUCAGACAACAGAAUGAAAAGUCAUUAAAUAAUUACACUAUAUGAAUUUGUACUGUCUAAGCACUUUGUGGUAUUAUGAGCAGUCAGUGAUGGAUGAAUAGAAAUUUCUGAGGUUUUACUCCAUCUAAGUAUAAUAAAUACACUUUCCUGGAUAACCAACAAACUCAAUGUCCAAACAAAUUAGCCCGUCUUAGCAUUGAUUAUCCACCUGACUUUCUCUUCUAUUCUGCUUCUUUUUAAGUGGUGUUCAUUUGCAUUCUCUUCUCAUUAAUAGUGAUGAGCGCUGGCAUCUAAUCUUCCAUGCAUCAGCGAGUUUGCAUUUAUUAGCUUUAGCAUUAGUAUUUAGUGUUGCAGUUGCAUCUACCUGCUGCAGACAUAAGGCUACAUGUGAUCCCAGUUUUUCCAUUCAGAAUCCCUGCACUCAGAGAGAUCACCAGCUGCUUUUUGCAAUAGUUGCCCAUGUGAAAGAGUAAAUGAAGCAUCUUAUAAACUGGAUAGGCACAUUGCUCAAUUGUUAUUUAAGAUAUCCUAAUAUGAUAUAGUAGAAUUUUCUGGCCUGUAUGAAAAAUUGUUCAUGUAAACGGAAAGCCUCAUCUAUAACUAGUUUUGUUGUCCAAUAAAAUUGAAUAAACAAACCUUAGAGCUUGAAAAGCCCCUGGGAAUGCUGGAUCUAUGCCAGAUUUGGGAUUUAAAAUACAUCUGCUCUGUUCUGAUGUAACACUAAACUAUGGAUCACAGGGAUGGGGAACCUGUGAUCCUUCAGGGGUUUUUGGACUACAUUUCCCAUCAGCCUUGACCGUUGGCUUUUCUGGUUGGGACUUGUGAGAGUUGGAGUUGAAGAAUAUCUAGACAGCGAUAGGUUCCCUAUCCCUGGUUUAGCAUUAUGAGAAUCAGCUUUGGAGAACUAAAUGUCCCGUCCCCAGUCCUUCUCCUAUCUCCUAGGGCAAAGCUACAAGGAAGAGGUCAGAAGAAUUUGCUUCUAUUUUUGAUUAAGCACAUGUUUUCCCAACGCUAAACUGUGGAGUCAGAAUUUAGGAUUUGAACAACAUGCUAAACUGCAGUUACUUUAAAACAGAAGGAAAAAUAGUUUAACAUGACAUCAGAACCCUAAACUGGGAUUAAUCUUAACUAUAAUUAUAAAACUAUAAUUACAAAAUUACAAAAAAACUAUAAUUACAAAACUAUGGUUUGAAGUUGGUUUUUCUGCUAACCAAAGUUAAGAUUAACCACAGUUUCUGUGGGUUAAGGCGGCAUGGCAAACUAUGGUUUGGAAUACAGAAGUGAAAACUUCCAAUUUUCCUUGUGUCCAAGGAGAAGGGAACACAGAAGCUUGGGGGCUCCUGCAGUGCAUUCUCAGAAUGUUGCAGUACAGUGGUACUUCAGGUUAAGAACUUAAUUCGUUCUGGAAGUCCGUUCUUAGCCUGAAACUGUUCUUAACCUGAGGUACCACUUUAGCUAAUGGGCCUCCCGCUGCUGCCAUGCUGCCGUGCGAUUUCUGUUCUCAUCCUGAAGCAAAGUUAUUAACCCAAGGUACUAUUUCUGGGUUAGCGGAGUCUGUAACCUGAAAUGUCUGUAACCUGAAGUGUCUGUAACCCGAGGUACCACUGUAUAGUUUAGCAUUGUCUGAUUCAGCCCAAUGUUUUGAGUCAAAAUACUAUGUUACAAACUGGCAAGUGGUGUGUACCAUACACUUUGAGCUAUAUCCAAAUCAGUCUUUUUACUUCUUCCCGUGUAAUGCAGAAAUUCUUAAAGCAACCUACGUGCACUGAAAAAAUGACAGCCGUGUCCUUGACGUGUUGCAAUUCAUCAGGUUGAGCAAGUGUUACAAAGUUCUCCUGUUCAAUAAAACAUAUCCUAUUUGUGCAGAUCGCAGUAUUUUUUAAGACUGGGUCUGGGUGGCUGGGCAGAGAGGCAAAACUAGGAAGCUUUGUGGUUUGUUUUGUGCUGUCAGGGUUAUUCAAUAGCGCUUCUACCACUCAGUGGGAUCUGUGUGAAAGAUAUAUAUGUUUUGCUGAAGGUUAGCUGUAUCUUUCUUCUAGUUUCAUGCUUCAGUAUGGAAUCGAAGCCAUGGGAAGAGUCCCCUAGGAACAGGAUGUGUCUGUCGCCUGUACAGAUUCAUGGUUUUCUGUAAAUCUUGAAUGACUUUCUGCAGUUCAAAGUCAGACAAAGCCUUCAGGAGUGCUGACUCCCUAGUUUUAUCUGCAACCCAACUUUUCUAAUUCCUUCUCAUUGUACAGGGCUCUGUUCUGCAGGUGUAUUUGUGGAAAUUGACCCACUGAAGGUCAGAAGGCAGCUAAGGAGCACUUCAUAAUUCUUUCACUUGGAAACACUUUCUUUUGUUCUUGCCCCAUUGUUGCGAUUUUGAUGUCUCAUAUCUUUGUUAUUUGAGUGGUGACUGAUCUGUUGCAGGGGUUCCCAAACUGUGGUCCAUGGAUCACCAGUGGCCCAUGGGCUUCAUUCAGGUGUUCCUCAGUGGCAGGUCUAUGAUGAACAAUGAGAGAAGCAGCUAUGAAUGGUGGGCAGAAUGCAUUAAUUGUUCUUGUUGAUUUUUAAUUGUAUUUUUAUUCCUUCUGUUGUAUUUCUACAUUUGUUGUAUUAUUUAUUAUCAUGUUUUAUAUUGCGUUCUAUGGAAUUCAAAUUGCAGUACAAGAAAAAAAUCAAAAGCUAAGAAAAUACAAUUAGAAAUUCUACAGCAUCUAGCAGAGACCCACCAAGUGUCCCUAUUUUCCAGGGACAGUCCCUGGAAGCCACAAUCCCACAAUGUCCCGCUUUUCCUUAGGACGUCCCUAUUUUCAUCGGUUAAAUUUUGGAGGUAGCACAGCACAUUAUAUUCUGCUUUGACAGGCGGAAGAUAAAAUCAGUAAGUGGUUCACUAAGACCCUCAGCAAUUUUCAAGUGAUUCAUGGGGACAAAAUUUUGGGAACUCCCGAUCUUUUGGAUUUUAUCAAAUUUUUGUUGUAUGGUUUAUUGUAUUAAUAAUAUUUAGCACAUCAAAAUAACACAACAAGAAGGACAAGAUCUCCUAUGCCUCUAAAAACAAUCUGUUUUUGAUAGCCAUGCUGAACAGGCCAAUCCCUACUGUGGAAUGGCUCAUUUUAAAGUUCUUGGUCAGAGUACACAGCCAAGAGUGUGUUAGAUUUUGUUGGAGUGGGGAUGAUUGAUCUCAUUUUUGUGAUGAAAUCUUUCUUUCAACCUGAGACUUCGGAUAUAGGAAGAUAUAAAACAGUAGCAGGAUGGUUAUCACUGGUCUUUGAAUGUAACUAAGAGACUCUAUGAUAAAAAAGAGAGAUUUUGCAUGUUCUUUUGUAAUUCAAGAAAAUCUUUAAUCAAAAUUAUUUCCAAAACCAAACAACACUCAGGAAUUCCUUUGGUGUGGAGUGGCGUGGAGAGGAAUAUAGCUUGUUAUCACAUAAUAUCAAAACUGAGAUGAUAACCGCUAAGUCUCAGUUGUGUAAUUUAUGCUCUGUUUGUUGGCAUGAGGUGACAGAAGCAAGAAUAGAGCAAUUGUUGGUCUUAUCAGCUGUCCACAGCUGGCCAAAAGCUUCUCCUCUAAAAAUGCACAUCUAUCUGUACUGAGCUUUUGUUUGGCUCUGAGCAUCCUCAAAUGUGUGGCUCAUUCUGUUUCAUACUUCAAGGCAAUUGUUCUUCUUUUUUGCUAUCAUUCCCAUUAUUAUUCCUUAGUCUGGUCCAUUAUCUAGAGUUUCCAGCAUUACAAAACGGUCUGCAUCUCUCUCCCCUCCCCAAAAUAAUGUACAGUGGUACCUCGGAUUACAUACACUUCAGGUUACAUACGCUUCAGGUUACACACUCCGCUAACCCAGAAAUAUUACCUCAGGUUAAGAACUUUGCUUCAGGAUGAGAACAGAAAUCAUGCUCUGGCGGCGUAGCGGCAGCAGGAGGCCCCAUUAGCUAAAGUGGUGCUUCAGGUUAAGAACAGUUUCAGGUUAAGAACAGACCUCCAGAACGAAUUAAGUACUUAACCCGAGGUACCACUGUGUCUCAUAGUCCAGUGGUAGUCAAAAUGGUGGCCUCAAAAUGUUGUUGGACUCCAACUCCCAUCAGUUCUAGCCAACAUGGCCAGUUGGCAGGAAUGAGUUGUAUCCCAACAACAUCAGCAGGGCACCAUUUUGGCUACUCUUGUACUAUUCUUUUUCAUUCUUCUUACCAACCAGCAACUCUGUUUUAGAUGUUUUGUAAGUUUGCUUCAUAACAUACAUCACUCUUGCACUCCUAGCCUGUUGAUUUUAAUGGAACUUGCUCUCAAGUAACAGCUGAGUGAGAUACUACCCUGUUGAACUGCCAAAACACUUGUUGCAAUAGGAGGUAAUAGGGAUUUGGAGGAAUGCUUACAUGGGAGAAUUGGCAAGUAGGAAGGAAGUGUACACAAGCCCAUGUCUGCUAAUUCUCUAAAGCAUAUUCCAUACUUCUCCCCACCAGGGUGCUAUUCCUUCUUCUGGUUUUGGAGACAGCAGUAGAGAGGAAAUCCAUUAAAAAUGGCAGGAGGGAUUUUCAGGGGAGAGUUUGUGGACAGGAAAAGGAUUAUAAACCCUCUCCCAAUUCUUCUUCAAAAGUUGACAAGCCAUGUUUCCCUUUUGUCUAGUUCCACUGUAGGUAUAGAUUUGUAUUAAAGGGACACGGGUGGCGCUGUGGUCUAAACCACUGAGCCUCUUGGGCUUGCCGAUCAGAAGGUUGGCGGUUCGAAUUCCCGUGAUGGGGUGAGCUCCCGUUGCUCUGUCCCAGCUCCUGCCAACCUAGCAGUUCAAAAGCACACCAUUCCAAGUAGAUAAAUAGGUACCGCUGCAGUGGGAAGGUAAACAGCGUUUCUGUGCGCUCUGGUUUCCGUCAUCGUGUUCUGUUGCGCCAGAAGCAGUUUAGUUAUGCUGGCCACAUGACCCGGAAAGCUGUCUGUGGACAAACAUCAGCUCCCUCGGCCAGUAAAGCAAGAUGAGCACCUUUGACGGGACUUAACCAUCCGGGGUCUUUUACCUUAGAUUUGUAUUGCUAUUUUUUAAUGGAUUAUUUCCACAUUCUACUUGUCUUCUACUACUUUUAUGUCUUCUCUGCAUUCCUCUUUUUUCAAGCCCAUUAAAAAAAGUGUCAUAUCAGAGGGAAAUGCGAUCAUAUUCAGACCAAGCAAACUACCCUUAAGAGACAGUGAAAAAUAAAUCACAGCUUUCAAAGGCACUGCAAAGUAGCUUUCUCAGAUGAAGCUAGCUAGAAGUUCCAGUACACUAGAAAACUGCAGCAUCUGCAUUUUGAUGAUGUGUCUUUCAGGCUAUCUUUGUAUCUCACUAAAUAAAAAACAGCUGAAGACCAGAAGCAGGAAUAAAUGGAGUUGAAAGAAGACACUAAAGAGGACACAUAGUAAUGAGGCCUGUAUUCUUGGUACCCUAUUAUGAAGUGAUAGGAAGUGGUCUGAUUUGGAAUCCAGUCCCAAAUACUAUCUUCAGCAUCCGUCUGUUGUUUCUUUUAAAAAGGGGGAUCAAUAGUAUAAUUUUGGUUUAAGACAAAGAUGUGUCCUAGGUUAGCUCUCACAACUUCCCUAGAUUUCCUUUAGGGCUUGGUCUCACCAUUGCAAAUCCCCAUUGCCACCAACAUUUUAUCUAGUGACUGUAAAACUGCCCAUGCACUGAGGUCAUCAAAUGAGGCACUGCUCUGGAAGCCCCGUCCUUGGGAAUAAGGAACAGUGAUGCCUCUGCUAUGGUACCCCAAAUCUGCAGUGCCCUCCCUCCCUCCCCAGACACCAUUUGCCUGUCCUUACUCUGUUAUAUUUUAGCCACCAUGACAAACUUUGUUUUUCCAACCUUGGAGCAGUGUAUAACCUCAGGUUAUUGCUGGUUGUGUUGCCGGCUUUCGUUGCCAUUGGAUUUUUAGCUGGUUUUUAUGUUAAUCGUUUUCAUUUCAUUUGCAUUAUUUUCCAGACUGUUUGUAAGCCACCUUAGAAGUUACGUGUAGAAAGGCCAAGCGAAAUCCAUAAACAAACAAAUAAUAGUUGGUUUCCCUGCCAACAAACGGCACUGAUGCUAGUUGUGAGUGGGUAAACAUUCGGGAGAUGGGAAACACAUUGCGGGGAUACUAAUUCCUGUGGGAGGGGAAGCUGCAAGAGAAGGUUUCUUCACAGUUUAAAAAAAAUUCUGAAUGGGCGUCCCAGAAUGUGCUGUUUUGAUUCCUUUUGCUGGCCACGAACAGGAGGUGCCGCCACAGCCCCAAUGGCUCGGCCCAAGCACAGCUCGUCUCCCUGUGGCUCCGGAAGGUGGCAGACACGUGGCCUUGGUGAGGGAGCCUGUUGUGAAUGUGCUGGGUUGCACUCCCUCAGAAUUUUGCACCCGGGGCCAUUCCUACCCACCCACGCUAUAGCACUCCACGAGAAACUGGUGUGCUUUCCACCUAAGAGUCCUUAAUAAGAAGUGGGCACAUAGGACACAAGACUUCCAACUAAGAGGAGUCCUGAUGAAUCUAUGAAGAAAGAUGAAAGGAAGCAGGUGGCACGCCUGGUGUUUUCUUUGAAGCAUUCAGUUUUCAGAUGCAUUAAAUCUACAAUGUGAUUUAUUUAGGUAUUUAAUCCGCACUUCAUGUAUGUGUGGCAGUAGUGCAUGUGCUGCAUUUUGUUUUUUAAUGUUCCGUUUCAGUGCUAGCUGGUUUGCUCACUCGCUCGCUCUCAAAAAAAAUGCUAUCUGGCCUUGGGGCCUAGUGCUUUCAAGAACCUGGUCCUAAUUUUUUUGCUGCUGGAGCUUCUUCUCUAGCAGUAUCACAACCCCAGAAAUCUAAAGGGAUGAUAUUAAGUUGCAAGUUCUUUCAUUUAUUGUUCAGUUUAAUAACCUGCCUGUUCAUGUACCAUACUCAAGGUGGCUAACAAAGAAUAAAUACAUAGUGAGCAAUAAAAAUGUGAAAAAAAUCAUAUAAAUAAUAGAAUUGUAAAGUUGGAAGAGGGACGCGGGUGGUGCUGUGGGUUAAACCACAGAGCCUAGGACUUGCCGAUCAGAAGGUCGGCGGUUCGAAUCCCUGUGACAGGGUGAGCUCCCGUUGCUCGGUCCCUGCUCCUGCCAAUCUAGUAGUUCGAAAGCCCGUCAAAGUGCAAGUAGAUCAAUAGGUACCGCUCCGGUGGGAAGGUAAACGGUGUUUCCGUGCUUCUCUGGUUCACCAGAAGCGGCUUAGUCAUGCUGGCCACAUGACCCGGAAGCUGUACGCCAGCUCCCUCGGCCAGUAAAGCGAGAUGAGCGCUGCAACCCCAGAGUCGGCCACGACUGGACCUAAUGGUCAGGGUCCCUUUACCUUUUAGAGUUGGAAGGGACCCUCAGGGUCAAGUAGUCAAACCCCCUACAAUGCAGGAAUCUCAAGUAAAGAUAGCUGUCGAACUCUGUUUAAAAAUGUCCAAGGAAGGAGACAAUGAAGGAGAAUUUACCACUUUCCAAGGGAGUCCAUUCUACUGUCUGAAAGUACUUCCUGAUGUUGAGCCAGAAUCUCCUUUUUUGUAACUCGAAUCUAUUGGUUCAGAUCCUAGCCUCUGCCGGAGCUGGAGAAAACAAGCUUGCUCCAUCUUCCACAUGACAGCCAUUUAGAUAUUUGAAGAUGGCUAUCAUAUCUGCUUUCAGUCUCCUCGUUUCCAGGCCCAACACACCCAACUCCCUCAAACUGUUCCUCGUAAGGCUUGGUUUCCAGACCCUUUAUUAUUUUGACUGCCCUCCUCUGCACACAUUAAAGCUGGGAAAAAGACUGUACUUUUUAAUGAAAUAAAGCAGAAGGAGCCUUACUCUCUGUGUAUGUAUUUUUUAAUCCCUGCUAGGAUACCUUGGAAGCAGAAGACAACGUUGGGCUACCCUCGUGUACACCUAGUGAACAAAGGUGUGUGUUGGGCCCCCAGGCAACUCCAGAGAGGCAAAACACAGCCCUUCCGAAUGCUGCAAAUCCUGCCAGGAAAGAUGCUCCGAAAGCCUCCAACAUCUCAGACCCAACCUCGUGUGUCCAUACAUCGAGUCUCCAGAGGUUGCACUCCAAAAUGUCAUCCAACUCUUCUUCUGACAGCAUUGCAAACAAGCAUCCUCACAAGGCCCCGAACCCUGAACCCAAAGUGUGCAGCGGGGAUCUCCUUGACAAGCACUCUGAACGUUUCACCAAUGGUCGGCAGCCAUUCACUCCACGCACUUUGAAAUCGGAUGCAAAGUCCUUCCUUUCGCAGUACCGUUAUUAUAAGCCAGCAAGACAGAAAAUAAGCAAUUUCACCAAGCAGGUGGAAGCAGAAACACAGACCGACAUAAGCAGGUGAAAAAACCUUCGUAAGCAGUCUGUGCUCAGUCAUGCAGCAAACUUUCUUAUAAUGAACGCUGCAUUUAGCUACCGGUUCGUGUCUAAUCUCAGCUAUGGAAAGCUAUACAUGUCGUGUGGCAGUGGACCUGCAUGCUUCCCUGCCACCCAUGACUUAAUAUUUGCACCCAGUGUACCAGAUGCAAACUCCCUUUCCUCUGUCCAUAUACACCUCCACACCCUAGAGGGUUCCCCCAACCCUCUAGAGCAGAUUUGGGGAGGGUGCCGGACAUGCACAAAGACUGGAGGGAGGAUUUCCAUUGCAAUAGUGGGAAUCCUUGCACUAACAGAAUGAGUGCGUUGGACACUGGCCUUAAUCAUAACUAAUUUGUCCCAUUCAUUUCAAUAGGUCCUAAAUUCAACUAACUGAUUUAAUAUAUUUAUUGAAAUUUAUUUUCGGCCCACGUUUCAUCCACUGAUGCUUAGACAAAAGGCAGGCUAAUGCCAGGAGAGGUGCUCCUUCAAAUACUCAUGUUCCAACCCAUUUAGGACUUCAGUGUUAAGCUAUGAAUUGGACUCAAAAGCAAACAGGAAGUUAGUCUGGCUCUAAGCCAUGGAAUUCAAUAUUAAUACAUAAUUACAGAAACUUAAUGUUCCAAAGCUCUGAAUAUUGAAAUGUAUUCACAUUGUGAUAUAUGAACUACACAAGUUUUAGAAGACAUCUGAAGGCAGCUUUGUAUCAGGAAGUUUUUAAUGUUUGUUUUUUUUAUACUUUUAUAUGUGUUCGAAGCUGCUCAGAGUGGCUGUGGUUUAAAUUCUUCUUCUUCUUCUUAUUAUUAUUAUUAUUAUUACAUUAGCAAAUGGUGUCCUCUGUUCCACAGUUGAAAUGAGAAAAGAGAGGUUGCCAUAUGCAGUGUCUGAUCAUGUCAACAGAUAAGUUGGUUAGACUAAAACUAGGAUACUGUGACCUGCCCAAGGUCACUUUGUGACAACCGUUGAACUCAAUUCUCUAAAGAUUCAAGGCCAACAUCCUAACUUGAGAACCACCAUGACUCAAUCCCUUUCUUAGAUUUGGCAUUGUGGGUACGAUAAGUGUAUUGGACAAUGAUCAAAUUAUUUGGUAUGCAUGUGUUUUCUUCUGCGGUGAAGUGUCAUAUACAUUCAUGGAGUUGUUUCAAUCAAUAAUAAAUUCACUAAGCACUGCUACUUCAUAUCCUCCAUGUAAUUUUCAUUCUUUAAUUUCCCCCCAAAAUAAUGGAAAAUAAGCAGGAACAGUGUUGUAGGAAAUAUAUCCUAUUAUUGAGAAAUAUGUGUGAUACAUGGUGAACACCCUCUUCGCCAAAGCACACGUUCUCCCAAUCUAAUAUUGUCAAAUCUUCCCGUUCUGAGGGGUUGCUGAAUGCUGUCAGGACCAUGAAUAUCUAUUGUGUAGCUUGUUAUUCAUAGGACUGAGGGUGUGCCCUAGCUGAGCAACGGUAGCUAUUAAUAUCAUCUGGCUUCCUCAUCUAUGUUGCAAUUGCCUCCAAUACUAAAAUGCAGUGAUAACUAAGCAGAUGGAUUUGCACUUUUCACCCAUCAGUGCCUUCAUCACUCAAGCAAGAGCAUAGCUGAGAUUGUCCCAGGUAUCUAAAAGCAUUACAAUUUCCAUUAGGUUUUUGUUUGUUUGUUGAAAGUUGGAUGUUCUGACAUACAGAAGAAGAAAAAACCAGUGUACUGUUUAAAGGUAACUUCAAGAUCUGCCUAAUAUAUCAUAUUACAUUUUGCAGUUUUCAAGUGGCGUCUGAAGGGUCAGAAAAAAGUAAUAUGGCUGACUUUCAGAAGAUGAUAAAGGAGGUAAUUCAAGUGAUAUAUUUAAAUGUAUUUCAGUCAACAAGCCAUUUUACAUCUUAACCUUCCAAGUGGUAAUAACAUUUAAAUGGAUCACUAUUUAGACCCUUGGUGUUAAGCAUCCAUGACAGGUGACCAUCCAGCCUCUGCUUUAAAAUGUACCGGAAGGAAAGCCCCCCACCUUCUCAGAGAGUCUGUCCCACUGCCAAACAGCUCAUACUGCCUGAUGUUUAAUCAGAAUCUGGUUUCAUAUAACUUGAAUCUAUUGGUUCAGGUCCAACCCUCUGGAGCAGGAGAAAACAAGCUUGCUCCAUCUUCCAUGGAGCUGUUUACAAGCACAAUUCAAAGUGUUGGUGCUGACUUUUAAAGCCCUAAAUAGCCUCAGCCCAGUAUACCUGAAGGAGCAUCUCCACCUCCAUCAUCCAGCUCCAAGAGCCUUCUGGCGGUUCCCUCACUUCAGAGGGCCUUCUCGGUAGUGGUGCAUGCCCUGUGGAAUGCCAUCCCGGCAGAUGUCAAGGAAAUAAACAACUAUCUGACUUUUAGAAGUCAUCUGAAGGCAGCCCUGCUUAGGGACGUUUCUAAUGUUUGAUUGUGUUUUUAAUGUUCUGUUGGGACCUGCCCAGAGUGGCUGGAGAAACCUAGCUAGAUGGGCAGGGUAAAAAUAAUAAAUGAUGAUGAUGAUGAUGACAGCCCUUGAGAUGUUUGCAGGUGGCCAUCAUAUUUUGUGAGAGUAGCUUGUGGUCCUGGGGAGUUGAAAAGGAAUAGGUUGCUACACAACUGUAUGGCAUAGAAUCAUAGAAUUGUACAGUUGGAAGGGAUCCUGAGAGUUAUCUUGGUCCAAGCCCCUGGACUAGUUGAGGAAUCUCAACUAAAAUAUGAAACACUGCCAGGCCUCAUGUUCUCAUAAUAAGCUGUCUGGGUUAUUCAGCUCACUAUUGUAUACACUGUCUGGCAGCGGCUCUCCAUGGUUUCAGAUGGGAGUCCUUCACUAGCUCUUCCUGUAAAUGCCAGAGAUUGAACCUGGAGCUUCUGCUUGCAAAUGUUCUACUGCUGAGGUAUGGUCCUUUCCCAUACCUGAAAAGUCCAGGCGCAUUGCGUUGUUCCUGGUAUGGUGGCAGAGCACAUGCACGUUGAGGAAGGGACAGGUUCGGUUCCACAUGUUAACAGACUACAGUUCUUUCCUCUCACUUUCCAUUUCUUUUGCACCAAUAACACAGAUGCUUUCUCUGGGUUGUAGGUGGAAGACACUGCAGAUGAUAAGGCUGAUGAAAUGAAGUCUUUCCCCCAGUUCUCCUCACCAAGGUACAUGUCAUUUGGGGGUGGGUGGCAAUAUUCAUACUCAAUCAAUAUUCAUGCCGUUCUUCUGAUGCUGGGCUUAUGACCAUCCAGAAAAGGCGCCUUUUUUGAGAUUAAGGCUAUUAUAUAUGCUUUCUAUAUUUACAUAUUCCUUCAAACAUAAAUUCAUCAGCAAAACUAGUAAGAGGGAAAGUGUGUUUGAAAGGAGGGGGCAAUUUUGUUAACAGCAAGAGCAUCUCUCUCUCUACCAAUAAAUGGCGAGAAUGCGAUAAAACAAAAUGGUUAUUGGAAGCAACUCUGGCCCAGGGUGGUACACCAAGAAAUAUUUCGGGCAAGUUGUUGGUAACAAAAGAUGGAAAGGAGGUUCAAGUUCAUUUGGAUGUGGCCCAAAUACUUGUUGCCUUCAUGGUUAAUAAAAAGUAUAAUAACAAACAAGACCAGGCUAAGGGGUGGGAGUGGAAGGGCUAUGAAUAUUAAUACAUAUGAAGAAAUUUAAAUGGCGCUUGUGUGUCAAAUAAUCUUCAUUUAGUCAUGUUAAAAAGUGAGCAUGUGAAGUAGCUGUGUCAUGUGGCUGCUAGACUAACAUCCCCUCUCAGGAUCUGGUUCUCGUAUCACCAGACAGAGUCAGGGUUAAGGGCCUAGUGAGGAAACACCUGACCUGCCAGAUCAGCCAGACCCUGUACACCUCUGCCUCUUGAGUGCUUUGAAGCAAAUUUUGUCCUGUUCUUAUGCUCCAGCACCAAUAUGGCUGCGACAUCAGAUAUACCAUUUAAAAACUCCAAAUUCCUUCUUCAAAGAAAGUCGCAGUUCUUUUCACUGGCUUUUACCAUAGCUGAGAUACCUUUUUGUCCUGCCCCUCCCCAACACACAAACAUACACCCCACAAAACUGAGCUGCACAAGGAUUCACACUUGUGCAAUGCAGCUCCCCCCCCCAAUCUGUUCUAGGGGUUCCCCCAACUCUCCAAAGCAAAUGUCUAGAGGGUGCAGGGCACACGUGGAAGGAGAGAAGGAAAAGACAAAUUCAUGCACUGAUGUGGCAGUUUAGUUGGAUACCACUCAUUGGGCUGUAUCCAACUAAGUUCUACUCAAGUGUGGACCCUUUGGAAUUGAUGGACAUAAGUUAGUUGUGUCCAUUCAUUUUAAUGGAUCUGCUUCUGUAUGAGUAACAUUGAAUACAAACUAGUCAACAAAGCUGCCCUGCUAAUGCAAGCAUAAUUCCCGCCCCCCACAUUCCCCCAAAUCUACUCCAGAAGGUUGGAGGAGCCUCCAUGACUGAUUUUUGACUGAGAAGGGAAGUUCUUUUCCACAAAUGGAAGACGGCUUCAUUAGAUACAGCUCAAUUGUGUUUUGUUUUGAUUUUCCAGAUAAACCUCUUGAGUUUAUAGCCAAACUCAAGCCUACUCAUAUUCUUGAUGACUCACCUGUGCUGAGCCACAGAGGCCCCCCAAAUAAAAAGGUGCAGCAGGUAUUUGUGCAUUCUGUGCGCUCUCCGUCUGCAUCGAGGACAAAAGCACUGAAAUAAAAUAGAUUUAGUGGGUGGCAUAUUCGGCAACAUGAGAGCUCUAUGAUAGGCAUGCUGUAAAAUCACUGAAUCAAAGGCCUACUUAAGGAGCAUUUCCCUUUAGGAAACGAGAUAUUGUAAAUUCAGAAGCUUAUAAAAGUCAAUGUACUUUUCUUGAGCUGAAAAGCAGCAUUGUCAGAAGUGAUUUUUCAAACUACCUUUUGUUGUGAUCAUGAAGGCAUUAGUAUGUAGAACACACCAACGGGGCCAUUCAUUGGAUAAAUUCCUCAUGCUAAAAAAAUUUCAGUCUAAAUAGCAUGCAGGUCACGUACUUGAGGCCCAUCAGAAGUGGCAGUCCUUGGCUUAUAAGAGAUCCCUGGGCAUCUUCCUUAAAAGAUGGUUUUAUGUGAAGGUCAUUUCAGAAAGAGUUGCCAGAAUUUGAUGAAUGCAAGAGAAUGAAGCCAGUCUCUAGAAUAUUGCUUAACCUUAUUUGCACCACGUGUAUGUUACAUUUUGAAACCAGGUUAAUGUUGAUACCCCUCUUCACAAGGAAUCCUGGGAAAUGUAGUUACGCUAGGAGGGCUAGGAAUCACUAACAAAUUUCUCGUCAUCCUUCCCAAGCCGUAAAUACCCAAGAUUAUUUAGUGAGGCAAUAACAGCUAGACAGAAACCCUUUACACGUGUUCCUCUCCACAUGUGGACUAAACACAUGGUAUUCAGCCCACCCUCUGACAAUAGGAGCCUCCCCCUCCACAUUUAGUCUAUUCAUUGAGGUAUAUAUGAGCAUAUAUGCAUGACGGCUUUGUGGUAGUGUGUUGCCUUCAGUGUCUGACUUCUGCUGCCCUCUCUCCCACCCGCUUGUGGCUCAGGGUGACGUCACCGUCUUCUACGCAGUCCCCAACGAUGAAAAGAAUCCAAGCUGAGUAAGUGCCAUUUUCAUUUCAGCAUUGCGAAAAUUCUGAACGUUCAGAAUUGUUAAUAAUAAAGCUGAACCAAUAAUGAGGGAGCACCUUCUGAGCUGGUCACUUUAUGCCACGGAAGAGGAGUCUGUGGCCUGCCAGCUGCAGUUCGACUCCAGAUCCCAUCAGCCCAAUGGUGGCAAAAACCUCUCAUUGGCAAAUCAUUCCUUUGUUCCAGGCACUCUUUCUUUCCUUUUUCUCCUCUUCUGCCCUCCACCUUUGAUGCCUAAACGAGGCACAUAGUGUCGGGAGAGAACCAAUUGUAACAUGAUGCUUCCUUAUCUGGUUGAUUGGUUUAAACAGUGUCUACCACUGCUAUGGGACGCGGGUGGUGCUGUGGGUUAAACCACAGAGCCUAGGACUUGCUGAUCAGAAGGUCGGCGGUUCGAAUCCCCGUGACGGGGUGAGCUCCCGUUGCUCGGUCCCUGCUCCUGCCCACCUAGCAGUUUGAAAGCACGUCAAAGUGCAAGUAGAUAAAUAGGUACCGCUCCGGCGGGAAGAUAAACGGCAUUUACGUGCAUCUCUGGUUCACCAGAAGCAGCUUAGUCAUGCUGGCCACAUGACCCAGAAGCUGUACGCCGGCUCCCUCGGCCAGUAAAGCGAGAUGAGCGCCGCAACCCCAGAGUCGGUCACGACUGGACCUAAUGGUCAGGGGUCCCUUCACCUUUACCUUUACCACUGCUAUGAAUAAAAAUUAAAAGAAACCCUGUCCUCCUUAUUCCUUCCCGUGCUUUUUAGGAGCAAAGAUGCAUCACACACAGUGAGAAAAACACACAUAAGUGUGGAAAACGCUCCUGGGGGGACGGCAGACCCCCAGUACCUCUGAGCAUCUCCCGGUAGGCACGUCUCUGGAAUGGCAUGUGCACAGUGCCCAUCUGUGACACUUCUCUUACGAAAAGUGCACACAAGUCUUCUGGCAUCACACAGCAAGAAGAUAGAGACAUCCGCAGAUCUAAACUACGUUUUAUUCACAGUAUAUACAGAGAAUUCAUAAUCCUGUCUGUGUUCACCAAACUGGCAGAAAACAGAAAGCAUACAGCAAAAGUGAAAGUAUAGUCCAAUAACACUCUCAGACGGAAGAGAUAAGAUAUUCUUCCGUUCCCACACUCUUCUCAGACAUCUCAUGUGAUUUAUACUAAUCACACUAACCAACAUCGGUUACGUAAAAUCCUAACAUCCACCCCCAUUUUAGGUAAUCGAUGCUGCGUAAGCAAGGGCAGCAUUAAGUGACUUAAACAGUUGUCAUACCCAUAGUAUACAUCUGUUGUACCAGUUCCACCUUUGGAACUCCCUGCAAUUGGACUGACCAGUUCACACCUCUGAUUACCUUUCUUCCAUGGGAUUAGAGCUCUAGUUUUCCCUUGGUCUGAGGAAACAGUGUUGACUCUUGCAACCUUCAGGCGUGGUUUCUUGCCCUUUGAGGACAAACCCUGUACUCUGUUCAAGAUCUCAGGUUCUGUAACCUGGUCUGGAAUGCAAGCCACAGCUAUAUUUGGAACAGCUGUGUUGGCAAAUUCCUGAGCAUACCUGUUGGGUGGUUUACCCUUCGUAGCUCUAUCUGAUCUGUGUAUCAGGGGCAGGUCUUCCUUACUGACCAUCUCCUCUUUGGGAGAACGACUUACAGUGAACAGUGGCUUCUCUUCUUCCAGUUCAGACUCUAACAAUGGUCUGGACAAUAUACGUGUACUUCUAGCAAUAACUGUGUCACCUGUAUCAGAACUCUCAGUGGUGCUUUCACUGUCACUAUCUUUUUUUAUAUAUAUAAUAAUUUUUAUUCAGUUUCCAAUAUACAUUCCAUCCAUAUUUAACAUCCACUUCUAACAUAUACAUCUUUUAGACUUCCCUCAACCUAUCUGACAAUUUUCCAUAUAAUCACAAUUACUCGCAUUUCUUAAAUUUAUAUUGCGCUUUAACAAUCUUAAUCUUAUCAUAUCUUUUAAGCAACAUUUCUAUCCAUCAUUUUCACAGAGCUUCUUGAAAACCAACAAGCGUUAUUUGCUUCUCACAUACAUUUUUGGUAUACUCUGUAAAUUUAUUCCAGUCCUCGGUGAAUCUCUGGUCACGUUGAUUCCGAAUUUUCCCCGUUAAUUUGUCCAUUUCUGCAUAUUCCAUCAAUUUCAUUCUCCAUUCUUCCCUCGUCGGCAUUUCUUCCUGUUUCCAUUUCUGGGCCAUCAAAAUUCUAGCUGCUGUCAUUGCAUACCUAAAUAAUUUCACAUCCUUCUUUUUAAUUUCAUUCCCUAAUAUUCCUAGUAAAAAUGCCUCUGGUUUCUUAACGAAAGUAUAUUUCAACAUUUUCUUCAUCUCAUUAUAAAUCAUUUCCCAGAAGCUUUUCACUUUCUUACACUCCCGCCACAUGUGAUAGAAUGUUCCUUCUUUUUCCUGACAUUUCCAACAUUUAUUACUGACUUUAUACAUCUUACCAAGUUUCACUGGUGUUACAUACCAUCUAUACAUCAUUUUCAUAACAUUUUCUUUUAUUGUAGUGCAUGCAGUGAAUUUCAUUCCUUCUUUCCACAAUUUUAUCCACUCAUCAAAUUGUAUAUUAUAACCAAAAUCUUUAGCCCACUGAAUCAUAACUGAUUUAACUUCCUCAUCCUUUGUAUGCCACUCAAGUAAUAACUUAUACAUUUUUGAUAAAAUUUUAACAUCACUGUCCAAAAUUUCUUGAUGAAACCUAGAUUUCUUUUCCUGAAAACCUCUUUCUGACAACUCUUUUUUGAACAUUGCAUUUAACUGAAAGUAGUGCAACCAAUCAUUUACGUUUUCUUUAACUUCUUCAUAUGGUCUCAAUUUCAAUUUAUUACCUUCUUUAAUUAUCAAAUUCUCGUAAGUAAUCCAUCUCCCUGUCAUAUUGAUCUUUUUCACACUCAUUAUCUCCAAUGGUCAUAACCAGUAUGGAGUUUUAAACUCUAGUAAAUUUUUAUACCUAUUCCAAACUUCCAUCAACGAUCCUCUAAAGAUGUGGUUUUCGAAACCCUUAUGCACUCUAUUCUUUUCACACCAUAAAUACGCUUGCCAACCGAAUCUAUUAUCAUAACCUUCUAAGUCCAACAAUUCUGUGUUUUCUAACUUUAUCCAUUCUUUCACCCAGCAAAGACAUGAGGCUUCAUAAUAUAACUUUAAAUCUGGCAGGGCAAAGCCUCCUCUAUCUUUUGCAUCUGUUAAUAUUUUAAAUUUUAUUCUUGGCUUCUUGCCCUGCCAGAUAUAUCUUGACAUUAUUCUUUGCCAUUCUUUAAAUAUUGUCACACCUUUAAUUAUUGGAAUUGUUUGAAACAAAAACAACAUUUUCGGUAACACGCUUAUCUUUAUCGUUGCAAUUCUUCCCCAUAGUGAUAAUUUCAUUCUUCCCCACACCGCUAAAUCACGUUUAAUUUUAUUCCAUAUUGGUACAUAGUUGUUUUGAAACAGAUCAAUACUCCUGGGAGUUAACGUAAUCCCUAAAUAUUUCACUUUCUUGACCACAUUCAUCUCUGUUUGUUGCUGUAUUCUUUCUAUUAUCUCUUGAUCCAAGUUCUUAGCAAUUAUUUUGGUUUUUUGCCUAUUUAACUUAAAGCCGGACACCUGUCCAAAAUGUUCUAUCUCUUCUAACACCUCUUUAACACUCUGCAUAGGAUCUUCUAUAGUUAUAACCAAGUCAUCGGCAAAGGCUUUAACCUUAUAUUCGUUACAACCAACUGUCACACCUUUUAUUUUUUCAUUAUUUCUUAGUGUUCUUAGGAAGACUUCUAGGACCGAGAUGAAUAAUAACGGAGAUAAAGGACACCCUUGUCUUGUACCCUUGGUUAUGGCAAUAUUUUCUGUUAUAACAUUGUUAACAAUUAGUUUCGCUCUCUGCUCCGUAUAUAUUGCCUUUAUACCACUCAAAAAAGAUUGACCCAUAUCCAUAUAUUCCAAAUUCUUUAACAUAAAUUCCCAAGAAAUGUUAUCAAAGGCUUUCACUGUCACUAUCAAUACCAAUGUCAAACUCUACAUCUGAAGUGGCAAAAAUGGGAUAACUGUGGAGAAUAUCUUUCUCUUUUCUAACAGUGUGUUUUACUUCCCUAUUGAGAAUCACUGUAUCAGUGUCAGGCAAUAAAACUCUGUAUUAUCCUUUCUCAUAACCCAUAAAAUUGCCAUGUGUACCACGUGUACUCUGCGGUGUCUCCACCCAUAUGUCAGACCCAAAUACUCUAAGGUGUUUGACAAAAGGUUCUCUCUGGAAAAGUUUCUCAUAGGGCAUACCUUUUACAUCUUUGGAAUAUUUUCUAUUCCAAGUAUAAACAUUCAGCAAUUCAGCCCAAAACUCUUGUGGCAAACUUGCACUUAGCAGUUGUGCUUUCAUGCCCUUUUGUAACUCUAUGUUCACCUUCACACACACAUCAUUGUUCCGUGAAGACUCCCGGACGGCAAUCUUGUUCACCUAGGAAAUGUUCUAAUUCCUGUGAAACAAAAACCUACUUUUCACCAGUGAAAAGACAUUCAAUUUUCGCAUCAUGAACAAAUUGCACCCUAUCACAAAAUUCUCUGAACUUUGUUAAAGUCUGAUGUUGUUUUUCUAGCAUAUCGAUCCAUGAAUACUGAGAAAAAAAAUCAACCAUAAUCAGGUAAUACUUGGCUUUGCCUCUAGAAGGUGAUAGAGGACCAAUCACGUCAGCAUACACUCACUGGAAAGCUCUCGUGACUACCUUACCAGACUUCUUGCCUCUUGGCUUUGUACCUGUAACACAAAAUGCAUCAUCACAUUUCUUACAGUCAUUACUGUCAAAAGAAAGUAAAUAAAGUCCAUCUUCUUGGUAGGCAUACAGGAGAUCUCUUCCAUCUCUGGUGAUCACGCCUCUCUCCUUGUUGAAAGAAACACUAAAACCUUGCUCAGUAAGUUGAGACACACUCAACAAAUUGUAAGACAGUCCUGGAACAUAAUGGACAUUGUUAAUCGUGGUUUGGAUGUUCUCCAAAUACACUGUUCCAAUCCCUAUAGCUCUCAAAGAUUGACCGUCCACUUGCUUGACAGUAUUCCACAACUCCUUGAAGGUUGUUAACAAACCUUUUUGCCCAGACAUGUGGAUUAUGGUUCCUGCGUCCACUACAAAGGCAUUGUGGUGUAACCAAAAGCAAGUGCUUGUGUAGGACGGGGCUUAGCACGCUCUCUGCCACUGGCCCCUCCCAUUCCAGAGCUCCUGGUCGCUUCUUUGGGCUUUUGGCCCUUCCUGCAAUUGCGUUGAAGGUGUCCGAUGGCCCCGCACUUGUAACACCGUGUGGCCUUAAGAGCAACCGCUCCCUCCUCCCUUUGAGCACCCAGAGGGGGGGCUUUCGAAGCUCCAUUCUCCCCCUCACUUGCCACAAAUGCUGCUUGUCUAUCAGCCUCUGACAGCAGCAUAGAACAAAUCCUCGUCACGGUGAGGUCUGCAACUGGCAGAGCUACAAGCUGUGACACAACAGUCGCGUACCUCCCAUCUAGGCUGUGGAUAAUCAAGAGACAGAAAACAGGUUCCGAAAGAUCAAAGUUCCUCUGCAUCAGCUGACCACGCAGAUACUUCAACUGCGUGAGAUGCUUUUGGAGGCAAUCUCCAGCUUUCAACUUCAAAUUAAAAAGCCGUUGGAAAAGCAAGUAAGCACUCCCUGCUUUGAGAUGAACAUCUCGUAAAGCCUGCCACAUCUCUUGUGCGGUGGCUAAAUCCCGGAUAUGAAUCAACUGAUCAUCAGACACAGACAGGGUGAUCAGUGCUUUCGCCUGCGUGUUCUGGUCACGCCAUACUCUAUCCGGCUGCAGUGGGAUCGGGUCUUCAAUCACGUGGAACAGCCGCUGCCUUACAAGAACGGCCUCCAUUUUCUGUGACCACGCAGCAUAAUUGUCGUCCGAUAAUGGCGGACACGACCGCAAUCUGACUCCUUGCUUGGAAUCCAUUUUGGCCUUUUACUUGCAGCCAAAAGGUCCCACAACAAUUUCUGCAGCAGCAAACAGUCUCCAGCAAGCUCGGGCAAACUCCCGGCAAUUAAGGCUUGCUUAUCUCUCUGAGGUUUAUAGCCCUCUUAAAUCAAAGGGUACUCACACAGUCCGACGGCACACAGCCAACUUCACUCUUCUCCGGCAGGAACGCAGCCUCGACACUAUAGGCACCCCCGGAACGAAGACUCGCCGUCGUUACUCCAGAGUAGCAGAGGGCACUGGAUCAUCAAACCAUCCUCUUCGUGGAAAACGCUCCUGGGGGGGACGGCAGACCCCCAGUACCUCCGAGCGUCUCCUGGUAGGCACGUCUCUGGAAUGGCAUGUCCCUUCACUCCAGAGUGCCCAUCUGCGACACUUCUGUUAUGAAGAAUGCACAAAAGUUUUCUGGCAUCACACAGCAAGAAGAUAGAGACAUCCGUAGAUCUAAACUGCGUUUUAUUCACAAUAUAUACAGAGAAUCCAUAAUCCCGUCUGUGUUCUCCAAACUCUGGCAGAAAACAGAAAGCAUACAGCAAAAGCGAAAGUAUAGUCCAAUAACACUCUCAGACGGAAGAGAUAAGACAGUCUUCCGUUCCCACACUCUUCUCAGACAUCUCAUGUGAUUUAUACUAAUCACACUAGCCAGCAUCGGUUACGUAAAAUCCUAACUGUGAGAUGCCGUGCGAGAUGGUGGGGAAAAUACUCAGACACUUGAAUCUAAGCUCUGUACACAUGAGGGGAAAGGAGUGGGAGUGAACAUGCAGCUGUGCAUUCCAGCACUUUGUUGCAUGAGAAAAUUGUGUACUUUUAACACAGGCUCACACACCUCCCUUUCUUUGAGAAAUAAGAACAACAAGCAUCACAGCAUAAUUGGGCAUUGGUGUGGAUCACCCAGCUCACACAGCAUCAUCUGCUUCAUGGUGGAGAUGCGAUGGUAUGCCCACUCCUUCACCAUAAAGAAAGGCAUGCCACCACAGGAUAAAGCAGCUUUCUCCAACCUAGGGUCCCCAGAUGUCGGACUACAACUCCCAUCAUCCCAUGCUCAUUGGGCUAGGGAUAAUGGGAUUUGUAGUCCAGCUGAAUCUGGGAACCCAAGAUGGAAAAACUGUCUGAUUCUUUCCCUGCCCAAACAAAGCUUUGGGCCGAGCCAGGGAAAUGGUGUUAAGAAGUCUCCCCUAUCCCAGCUUUGCCACUGAUUUCUGGGAGGCCGUUGGCAUUCUCUUUCUGUCUUUCAAAGACAUCUGGGCUGCAAGACACAAUGUUGAAAGGUGUUCUAGUAUUCCUUGGAAGGCACUGCAGGAAUGUAGUAUUAUAAGCAUCAACGUGGGGUCUGAUCAGAAUGCCAAGUAGCUGGAAACUUUCCAACCUCUAUAUGAUUUACGGUGGGUGCAAAGAAGCCUGUGCCAAAGCCAUUCAAGGUGUUCAUUGAUGCUCAGCACCCUUCACUCAGGCAACAACUCCUUUAGAGAUGCCAUUUCUGUUUAUGGAGGGAAAUUUAGCAGCCCCUAUCAACAGAUUUGCAUACUGAUGGUUGAUUACUUCUAUUAAGUGUUUGCGUCUCCCCGACAUUCGUUUGCAUCUGUUUGCUUACUAUUUAGACAUCUGAGCAAUUAAAUUACAUUCCUGUGACUUGAAAUGUUUUGUCUUGUUUUAUUAAACACGUUUGUAAAAGGAUGAGGGGGGAGGAGAUAUAAUAACAUUAUAAGAGAAUUCUGUGUGGGAACGAGGGAGGGAACAGCCUUGAGGUUACCUGCUUCUAAUAUGUGGGGAAUUGCAGAAGUUAAAGCCUUCCCAUUUGCCAGUAGGUUAAUCUGUUAACUCCUGAGUACAGAAGGUUUAGAAGAGUGGAUCCUGUUGUGAUUUAAUCUGUUAGGAGGCAGGGUUAAGAACGAAGGCAGGUGCCUGAUAACAGAAAUCUGGCCCAAUUAAUCAUACACAUUUUUGUUGAUUAAUUGAUUCACAUUUGUGUAUGGGGGGAAUGUUCUGAAGCCAUAAAAAGAAUUCAAAUGUGAAAGCAAAUAAAAUAAAAAGAACAUUCCUUGUUUUUAGGUGACGAGAGUGUGUCUUAGAAUAGGCGCCAUCUCAGAAUAGGCGUUCCCUCUUGCGUGAAGGGAAAAACAGAACACCUCUUUUACAAUACAGCUUGCCAUCUUUAGGGUGUAUUUUUAUUUUUACUGUUUAGUACUUUUAUUAAAGAACUUCUUUAAAAAAUCUGCUGCCCAAUUAAUUGGUGCAUCUUUUGUCAUUCAAUAAGUUCAUUAAUCUUACCCAUUUACAGCACACUUCUACUCAUGUCUGACAAGGCCUGUUGAAUUAAAUGAGAGCUACUCCCAGGUAAAGUGGAUUAGGAUUGCAGCCCAUUAUGGAAGCAGAGGGUGGUAUUCAACUGAUGUAGAGCAGACCCACUGAAAUUAACGGGCCCAAUUUAGUCAUGUUCAUUAAUUUCAUUCCCUAAAACUUGGUUGAGUAUUACCCAUCUAACUCCAGCAGCUUAUCAAGUUCAAAUUACUCAUUUUAACCUUGAUAGUUUUAUAUGGCUGCAUUUUGAAACUACAUGCAGGUAAUUUGUUAGGCAAGUGUUCACAUAACAAUUCCACAAUUUCCAUUGAUUCCCAUAGGAACAUUUCUAAUCCAUGAUUUCUCCAAUAUCUAUCUCUCUCUCUCUCUCUCUCUCUCUCUCUCUCUCCCCCCCCGCCCAUUUCUUUCUGAAAUGGCUGCAGCCAACCAGCAAAGAGAUAAAGGGGAAACUUAUUUACCUGAUCUCUCCUGCUCUCUGAUUUGUCUGAUACAGCUGUUUGGAUAUCUGAUUCCUUGCAGGGUUUAUAGGGAGGUUUGGGCAUAGUUUUUACAUAGUGAGCAGGCAGGACCUGCAUGUAUUGGACGUCCUUUGCUUCUAAUGAUCUUCAGCCUAAAUUUAUCGAUAGCUAUGUUUACAUCUAUAUAAUCUACUACUUCAAAGAGAGAUACAUAUCGGCUUUUUUUUUUCCUCUGCAGAGAAGAAGAACUUCUGUAUUUAAAUUUCAUCCAAGACAUAACAGAUGAGAUUCUUAAACUCGGAUUGUUUUCCAACAGGUUUGGAUAUAUUUGAGGUUAUUUUAAUUUUUUCAGCGAUGCUGUGAAAUGCAUUAUAUAAGUGAUUGGGAGCUGAAGUGGUCUGGUCAGGCGUCUAACAGACAAGAGGAAACCAAAAACAGUUCUAUAGGAAGGAUCCAGCAAAACUACUUACGUUUUUUCCCAAGGAUCCUGCAGCCCCCUGGAGCAGGUACAGGGGGCUUCAGAAGGAAUCAAGAAUCACCAAUAAUUGCUUGCCCCCUGCUUUUCAGUCAUUUCAGCCUCCACUGGAUCAAAGAGUGUUGUAUUAGCAAAGGGAAAUAAUUGGACAUGACCCUUUUCUCUCUUUUUUUAGUCAUUUAUAUCCUGUCCUUCCUUCAAAAGGAGCCCUGGGCAGUAAACAUAUCUGCAAUAAAAAUACAGCUAAAUAAAUAAAAAAAAUAAAAACCUAUUCAAACAUUCAAAGGGUGUUAAAAACAUCUAAAAGCAGUUAAGGGCAAUUAAGCAUGUAAGGAGUCGUGUAUCUGAAUAACCUGCCCCCAAAACAGAAGCAUUUUAAGCAGGUGUCAGAAAGAAUACAUGGCAAAUGCCUAAUGUCAAUAGGCAGGGAGUUCCAAAGGACAUUUUCUUCCACCCUAAGGCCAGACUCCUGAUGAAUGCAGAAUGGAAACUGCAGGGCACUUGUAGAAGUGCAAGUUCUGCAGGUGCAAGUGACCGAGUCAAUUACUGACUUUGUGAAUAACUUUUUAAACUUUUGCUUAAUGGCGUUUUAUUUUAUUGAGAACUAUUCCUGGCAAAGAAUAAAUAAGAGAAUCUUAGCUGAUGCUUCUUCUUUUCUUUUUUCUAGAAAACACUUUUAAAUGUUGGUGUUUAGACACCUUUAGCAAUUUUUAAAAAUUGUUUCCUUCUGAAAAAUGACCAGCACCUUCAUGGCAAAAUGUUUCUUCUUUUUUUAAAAAGGGCUCUGGAAAGGUUAUUUGAGCGUCACAUAGAACAAAAUAAGAACCACCUGGAUGAGGUAUGUCCUGUGUAUACAAGGCCAUUUGAUAAGGCCACAUAAGAUUAAUGCAAAUGCUGUUGUUAUCCUGUUCACUGAGUACACCCACUUUGCUCUUCCCUGGGAAUGACCAGGCAAACAAACCACAAAGAGCACGAUGACCCAGCCUGAGAUUAUUUUGCCCUAACAAACCUUUAUCGCUAAGUCAGCAACAAACCGUGGCUUAAGGCUGGAUGGCAAUUGUGGGUUAUUACGCCAAAACAAACAGGUUAGGUUUGUAGUUUAUUUACCCACUUGAGCAAAGCAGACUCACAUGGAGCAUUCGUGAACAAGCAUGACCUACUAACUAAACCAUAGUUUUUGGCUUUGCAUUAAAUGCAUAGACAACUACUGACUGACAUAAGCACUUGGCUCUGUGAAUCUGUUUUUUCUUCUUCUGUAUAGUAGAAAACACACACACACACGUGUACGUAGAGAGUUCCUUAUUUCAUAUACAUGUUAUAUAGACCCAUUUAAGAAUUUGUACUGGACUGUUCAUUCUUGGAUGUGUUAUCUUCUUCUUUCUUUGGCGAUCACUCAUAGCCGAGUAAGUUUGUCUUCCAUGAACACGGUUUUAACAGUGAGUCCGUAAGUGACUAUGGAGGCCAAUUCUGAAUCCACACGUCCUUCCACAGUGGGGACAUUGGUUUCCAGGCGGGAGUUGAUCACUGUGUGGAUUUGCCAAGCGUGCCUUCCUCUUAGCACAUUUCUCCCUUGCAUCCUGAGUUCGAGUGUCUUCAAAGCCCAUGACACCUUUGGUAAAGGCUGUUCUCCAACUGGAGCGCUUGCAGGCCAGUGUUUCCCAGUUGUCAGUGUUUAUCCUACAUUUUUUAGAUUUGCCUUGAGAGAGUCUUUGAAACUCUCUCGUUGACCACCAGCAUUACGCUUACCAUUUUUAAGUUUGGAAUAAAGUAGAUGCUUUGGAAGAUGAUAAUCGCACUUUGAAGCGAAUGCAUUAUAACAGGGAAUAAGCAGGUUUUUAAAAUAUAUAUUUCAGAAACAGUUACCUAGAAAAGCCUGGGUUGAAAAUGACCUAUUUGAUUAUCUUUCUGAUAGUUAAAAACAAAACCAUUGUACCAUAUAUAUAUAUAUUUAAAAAUAAAUAAAUCUAAAAUUGUUUUUCCAAACUCUCGUAUUAUUUCCUCCUUGAAAUCUUAGACCAAAAUGCGCCACCUGCUGGAGAUUCUGAAAGUAGACUUGGGCUGCAGCAAAGAGGAAAAGCCGGCGGGAGGCUUGGACAUGUUUGGUCUGCGCAGGCCUGAGCCAGCUGAGCACCGCCAACAUCGCAGCAAAGCUCAAAGACAAAACAAGCCAGCAAAAUGCGAGGUGCUGUUAAAAGCGGUGGGUUUAAAUGGAAACGAUCCCUCUGUAUCUCCCGUACACAGCGAUGACUCUGAGAAGGUGGAGGGCAAGGCUGGCUUUUCCCCAAAUCUGAGCGAACCAGUGAGCGUGGGGCUGGAUCCUUCCUCCUUUGUGGUCACCAAUGAAACUGCAGAUACCUCGUGCACGUUGCCGCCGGCGCUCAGCUCAACCACCUGCGACGCUGACUUUGAAACGAGCGACUCUUUGAGGGAAGUCGACGAGCUCAAAGAAAGCUUUGCAGAAUCCCUUCCCAUCUCCACCGACAACAUGCAGUAGAACUAGCAGAAAAGCACCAAGCCAGCCAGCGGUGCAGAUAUCUGAACUUUGCAAACUAAAUAAAACAAUAGCAAAUGAUCCCCCCCCCCUUAAAAACCUUCUCUUUUGGAUGCACUCGUAAAAAAAAGGGCCCGAGUAUUUUACGAAUCAGGCUGUAGCGAACUGAGUCCUCUCACACACACACACGGUAGUGGGCAGCUGACAUGUAAUGUAACACAAUGAGAUUAUCUGCUGAAAACUCUUGAAUGUAGAACUUUUCUAUGUAUUUUAAAGGCAGGUGUGAUUUAUUUAUAAGAUUUAUUUAUAAUAAAUGAAUAUAACAUUUGCAACG